Xyrichtys novacula (pearly razorfish) is the source of this 50903-nucleotide messenger RNA. Lineage: Eukaryota; Metazoa; Chordata; Actinopteri; Labriformes; Labridae. The record is from the annotation of a GenBank genome assembly.
AUGGCGGCCGGUGUGGCGACGUGGCUGCCGUUUGCACGGGCAGCGGCGGUAGGAUGGCUGCCGCUGGCCAAGAAGACGAUGCCCAAACCUCCUGUUGACAACACGUCCAGAUCUGACGAGAUCCUGUACGUCAACGUCAGUGGCGUCAGGUUUCAGGUGGGUGUGGCCUUCUACUGAGCAUGCCCCAAAACAGGAAGUCCUGCAGUCACAGUCGGGUUACCUGAAGUUCAAAGUUCAGAUGAACAUGUCUAACAGGGAGUUACAGAGUCAUUAAGGAUAGGAUUUCUAUCUGGUUUGAAAGAAAUCUUGAGUUUGUGUUCUAAAGAAACUCUGUUGGAACAUGGAACUCCGAGUUUAUACAGAGUCCGGGAGGCUAACCCCCAAUUUUUACCACAUCCAGAAAGGCAGCAAUUUUCACCGUCCGCUAAUUCCUGCCGGAUCCAUUUGUGAUGCGAAUUUCGUGGUGGAUUACAGACAGCAGGAAUCGCGAGAACUCACCAGAACCCGCGGAUUCAUGGUCAAUCGCGCGAUAACAAGUUGUCUCUAUAAAGACAGCCACAUAGACAUAUAAGCAGUAGAUUGUGUCCUUCCAGAGGAGGAAAUCUACUUCUAGACUUCUAGAAUCAGCAUCUCCUCAUCCAUGGUGUCAUCGGGGUAAAAUGACGUGUUUUAUUUUGAAAAGAAGUCGGAUGUAUUAUUUUGUGUCUGUGUCCAACUUCCUUUCCAGCACGGGUUAAUCUGUGCUGAAUUUGUCCGGCAUGCUCUGGCGUCCGGAAAAAAUAGAACUGUUUCGAUCAGCUGUGGAGUCCAGUGAUCCGCAGAGGAAUGGAAAGAAGUUGGUGGAAAUAUACACGUUAACUUGAACGGUUAUGAUCAGCUACGAUCGGCGGAUACGACCUUUUCGUAGAUGUUCCAGAUGCGGGGGAAAUUGGGGGUCAGCAGUGAGUCAUCAGAGUGACUGAUGGUGAUUAAGUCUUAUUAGUUUGUAUGUUUAUCUCAUCAAUCAUCUAUAAAAUGGUGUCUUCACAUCAGCUGCUGCUGCUGUUGUUGUUGUCGUCAGAAUGUGGUUUGUCGUUGUCUUACCUGUUCCGCUGAAACUUCUCUUCUUCUGUUCUUUAACUCCUGCAGACAUGGAAGAACACUUUGGACCGUUAUCCAGACACGCUGCUGGGCUCCUCGGAGAAGGAGUUUUUCUACAACGAGGACACACAGGAGUACUUCUUCGAUCGAGACCCAGAAAUGUUCCGGCACAUCCUGAACUUUUACCGCACUGGGAAGCUGCACUACCCGCGACACGAGUGCAUCCAGGCCUUCGACGAAGAGCUGGCCUUCUACGGCAUCGUGCCGGAGAUCAUCGGAGACUGCUGCAUGGAGGUAAACACUGAGUUAUUUCUCUGUUUUGAAAAGUGCUUCUAUCUGGACACCAGGUUGAACCUCCUGAAGUCACUGGUUCUCCUCGAGGUUCCUCUCUUGGGGUCAGAAAGAGUCAGUGAUACCUGAGUGAGUGUCUGAAGGGCCUUACUUAUCCACCAGACAGCUUUAUAAUGACACAGUGAAAAGUCUUGUUAGACUCUGGGCUUCAGGAGCUCAACAAAGACCUGAGUCAGGGAUCAGCAGAGUUCAUCAUGUUUGACAUGCACAGGAGACAGGAUGAGACCUGAGGAGCAGUCUGGGUGUCUUCAUGGUAGAAUCAGUCCAGAUUAAAAACAGGGUCUUGACCAAAUCAGAGGAGAGGAGCCCCAGGCGCCAUGACGAACAGAGUCCAGAACGCAGCAUGUGACCCAGCAGCAAAGGUCAGUCAUUAACAGCCCACCUGGUCCUCAAUACAAAUGGACUUGCUUGAAGUUCUUCAAUUGCAGAUCUUCACCUCAGGUCUUCAAGACCUUCAAGCAAGUCCAGAUUCCCUUUCCACGAAGAGCUGGAUAACCAUGACCUGGGACCUUCACAGACAGUAUGGAGCUCUUCCUGGACCAGGAGGAGUUUGUAGUGGAUUUAGAAUCCACACGUACACGCUGGAAACACCCAGGCUGUCGGACCGGAGGAAGGAUGCAGGUCUCAGCUGAAACCAUGGGGACCCACGGUGGCAGUCCUCGAUCCCUCUGCUGGAUUAGAGUCACACACUGCCGUCUGCAGCAGAAAAGACCCGCUUCUAGUUUGAUCAAAUUCCUGCAGCAUUAGAGUACAGGACACAUUUCAUUAGUGUUCAGAUGUUCUGGGGCCUCAUUUAUAAAGCUUUCUUACGCACAAAACCUGUCUAGAAAGUGCUUACGCCACUUCUUACGCAAGAGUUGGGAUUCAUAAAAGAAAAACUACUGUAGGAAUGUGCGCAACUUUAAGCAAACUCCACACCUUGCUUACGCACUUUUUGGAGACAAUCGGAGCAAGGUGAGAACAGUCCGGGUGAUGCGUUCAGCACAACGGAUGACUCGAUGCAGGGCCUCUCUGUCCUGAGAGCUGCAGCUGCUGUAACAGGCAGUGAUGCCCGCAGAAAGCACAGACCCCACUGUGGCGGUGAAGAAAGUUUGCCAAUUUGAAUUUACAAAUGUGCAAAAAAACAAAUUCCAUUUACAUGUUUUUGUUUUAAGAUUAAUAUGACUAAAUCUUUUUGGUUUACGAACUUUCACCACAUAAGCAGCGGUGGAUAACGGAACAUUUUCUUUUUGGAACACAUGCAUGAGUGUCACACAUGCUUGUUUUUUCUGAUCCUCACCUGUCGCCGCCAAGCUCUGACGGUGCAAAGCCACUUUUUUCUUUGCCUCCACCUUUAGAUCAGACCACUUCUUCUUGAUAUUGGCACAGUGUUGUUUUCGUCAACGCCAUCGUCAACGAAAACAAAACUCCACGCGUCCUAUAUGUUUAGCGUUUAACUGACUGAGUUUUGCAACUCUGUUCGUCAUUUUCGUCUCGUCCCAUCAACGUAAACGCACUUUCGUCUCGUCACAUUUUAGUCAUCUCCGACUUAUGUUUAGCUCGUCAACGUUACGUCUUCGUCGUGGAAGAAAAGGGAAAUAUUUUCGUCAACGAAAACAACCAGUGUUGUUCUCGUUGACGAAAAUAUUUCCCUUUUUUGACGCUGGCGUUGACGAAAAUAUUUGACGAAAUAUGACGAAAACAACACUGUUUCGGCAACGAUGCACUCAGUGCCAGCCGCAAUUACCGCCACGGCAACGGCGUUUUUAUUGGUAAUGCCACUCGAAUGGCCGCCGAAUAAGGUCUCCCGUCUCGCCGCCACCUCAAUUACAAGAACCUCCACCUCGAUCUCUGAAAAGUGUCUUUUUCUACGACUUGCUGAUGCCAUGGUUAAGCGUGAAAUGCCGUGGAUCCAUCAGGCUUAUUUAUACGCAAAUCACAUUCAUGAGGUAAUUUGCAUGACCAUACAUGGUGAAUUUUGGGUGUGGAGAGGGCGGGGCAUGAAUCAAAUCCCUGCUGCACAACUUUCCGGCUGGUCUGUGAUUUAUAAAGUGAAAGUGCGUGCAGGUGUGCGUAGGCAGGGUUUUAUAAAUCAGAUUUUUUUUUUGCCUACGCACUUUUCAGCUUUUCAACUUACAUACACUUUUAGUUUGGAUCCUACGCCAGGUUUUAUAAAUGAGGCCCCAGGUCUUUAUCAUGUGACCUAUCUUAUUUUAUCAUAUUCAAUCAUGUGUAUGAUCGUCCUCCUCAGAUCAUGUCAUAUAUCACUUCAGUCUAGGGCUGAAACGAUUACUCGAGUAACUCGAUUAAUAAAAUUCCUCGAGGCAAAUUAUAUGCCUCGAGGAAUCGUUUAAAUCCGGAACCAUGUGCAGCGCACGGUGUUUGACACGGACGGUUAUUUCUGUUGCGCAGCAGCGUGCUCUUUCCGCUCCUUCCGCUGCCGCGCGUUUCAUAGACAUAAUAAAAGGGUAGACCCCGCUGGGGGUGCUGCGCAGCGAGAAAUGCGGCCGCCAUCUUGGUCAGGUCAAGUUUCCCAUACGCUCCGGUCAAUCAUAUUCAUUCAUUCAGCGAUGCCGGAGCACUGUGCGGCGUAUUCCUGUGCCAACAGGCGGACAGCAGAGAACAGGGCUCAAGAAAUAACUUUUCAAAGUUAUGAUUAAACGUUUUUUAAACAUUACACUUGACUGUAGAGUCAUUUGUAGGCCAAAGAGGAAGACUAUCGGUCAACUCCAAAAAGGAAACAGCAUUUGCGAACAGCUAGCUUAUUCACAAUAAUAGCAACUUUGGUCGAUUAUCAACAGAUUUGCAUUAGAUUGAAAAACUUUUGUUUGAGAGAGGUUCUAAGAAACGUUAAGAAAUAAAAUAGAAAGAAAAAGGAAGAAAGUGAGCUUUUUUUAUUAUCUGUUUUAUUAAAGAUUUCUUUGUGGUGAUCUCCUGUUUCAUUUUGAAGAUUUCCUAAGGACAAAAACUUGAGGAAGAAGUGGGAGAUUGCUGUUAGAGGGAGAAAUUCGCAGCAAGUGAUUCCUCUGUGCUGUGUAGCCAACAAGCAAAUUGAUAUGUAGUUUAGAUGCUGUCCUGUCAUGCUGUUCUUGUGUUUAAAUCUUUUUGAUAUGUAGGCUAUAUAUUUGUGUGUAUUUUCCAGUUAUUAAAAUAGUGCUUCUAUAUGACAUUAUUUGUGUGUGUCUACAAAUGGAUAAAUAAAAUUAAACUAUAUAAAAAAUUAUAAUCAAAUCAAUAUAUAUUGAAUUGGCCUAUUAAUACCGCCAGUUAUUAAUAAUUAUUGAGACAUAGCAGGAACCUAGCUCUAAACCUAAAUAUAUCCUUGAUUAAUUGUUAUACUAUAAUACAGCCACUGCUGCCAUGUUCUAAAAUAUCAUUUUAUUCAUUCUGAGUAUUUGAAAACGCCAAAAAAAAAUAUGGCCUCUAUCAUGCCUCUUUGAAUGGCGUUUGCAGAGAAGAAAAUUACGUAGCAUUGAGCGAACUAUGAUUCAUUAAUGCGCUCAGACUUCAUUCCGCCGGUUAAACAGCGGUGCAGAGUGAGGCGGAUGACCGGACCAAGAUGGCGGCCGCAUUUAUCGACAGCGCCCAUUCGUGGUAGCGGCCGAUGCGGGGUCUAUCUUUUAUUAUGUCUAUGGCGCGUUUGGUUCAAUCAUGGAGGGAAACGAGGACAGACAGAGAGAGGAAGAAAGAGAUGACACGCAGAGGAAACGGCAGAAAGUGUCUAAAGUGUGGGACCAUUACACACUGAAAAGGAAAGAAAACGCCGUGCAGUGCGUUCACUGUAAGGCGGAGUUGGCGUUUCACAACAGCACGUCGUCAAUGCUGCAGCACCUUAAAAGAAAACACCCGGUCCAUGCAUUAAGUCCGCUCUGAGGCAAACGUGAUUCAAUGCAAAGUAUUACAGUGAGAGCAAAACAUUUCUUAUCCGAUUACUCGAUUAAUCGACAGAUUAAUCGAUAGAGUACUCGAUUACUAAAAUAAUCGAUAGCUGCAGCCCUACUUCAGUCAUAUUGUAUCUCAUACUGGGCGGCUGUGGUUAGUCUCUGGAAGAGUCUAGUCCAUCAGCUGGAAGGUCAGGGGUUCAAUCCACUUUCUGCUUAAGUGUCUUUGGGUGGGUAAUAAUAUCCUAUUAUUACAUAUUAUCGUAUCAUAUAUUGUAUCGCAUCAUAUUGUAUCAUAUCAUAUUGUAUUUUAUGUUAGAUUUUUCUUAUAUCUUAUCAUAACAUAUUAUUGUAUCGUAUCAUAUCAUAUCAUUUUAUAUCGUAUCAUAUUGUAUUGCAUUGUAUCAUAUCGUAUCGUAUCAUAUUAUUUUGUAUCUUAUCGUAGAUAUUUUCUCAUAUCCUAUCAACACAUAUAAACGUAUUGUACCGUGUCAUAUAUUGUAACAUUUAACUCAUGGUAUCAUAUAUUAACAUAGAUCUUUGUAUUUUUUAAUAUAAUGUCCUCACAGUCGUAUAAAAUUCUGUUUUAUUCUUUGGUUUCUCUCAGUUUGGAUUUUUUUGCUUCAGGUUCGUGAUUUUCCGAACCUCCGCUCUGACGGAUGAGAGUAUCAGCAGUUUCUUUAAUACUUGACUGUACUGUUGGUUUUCUCUCUGCUGCUCUCAGUGAACAACAUCAGCAGCUAAAUGACUGAAACUCCUGAUGGAUCUGAGGAGACACUAAGCAGCGCUGCUCUCAGACUCCAUUAUCAACCCCAGCUCAUUAAACCGUUGGUGAUGAGCGCUCUGAAACUCCAGCAGAUUUGGCUCUUUAGUGCCGCUGCUGUUUUUGGCUCCAUCAGUGAUUCUUUAACGAGUCACAAACACAAAUGAUCACCUGCAGAGGCUUUCCUUUCUAAUAUCCUCGUUUUAUCAUCAACCUGUCCUCUGACUCAUGAAUGGGUAAUUGUUCUCCAUCUCCUCACUUUUGGCCGGCUUGCUUUUCUUCACAAAUGUUGGUUGAAGUGUGAAAGCUUCUAAUUUCUGUUUUUCACUUCCCCCACAGUUCCCCACGAGUAAAAGUCCACAUGAUCUUAAUUUUUUACUUGAGUAAUUUUGCAACUUCUGCAGAUUUCUCCUCUUCUUUGGCUUCUCGGAUAAGAUUUGAGAAAUGUCUGAAGGGGCUCGAGGUCUUCCUGGCCCGGUUUGUUGUCUUGUUAACAGCCAACAGGGGAGGCAGCGGACAUCGCUGGCGCUCAUCUUGUUUAUUCAAAUAAAAACUAAGUGAGGUUAUUAGUAUCAAAACUGGAUCAGAACUGGGUCUGCCACGGCAGGAAAGACCUUUUAGUGUGUUUAAGUUUCAUUUGGUGUCACCUGUGGCAAACUCAACCUGACUUUUGGUUUUUCAAACAAGAGGCAAAGAUGGACUUUUCAGACUCGGUGUGUAUGUGGUUUUUAGGUUUUUGGAUUGACCCUCUAGUGGACAGGUGUGGAACUGCAGUCUACAUUUCUGAAAGGGAUAUUCUGGCGUAAAAUUAAUUUCGGGUCAAACACCCAAAAUUAAUUUUACGCCAGAAUAUCCCUUUACAACCGGGAUAAUGCUUCAGCUCAGUAUGUGUAGAGUAUUAUAAGUACAAACGUAACUUACUGACAGAUUUCUGAGUUCCUCCUAAGAACGGUUUGAUGAACUGGGUUUGGUAUUUCUGCUGAUGGUCGUCUCUCUUUGUCUUUUAAGGAAUACCGAGACAAGAAAAAGGAGAAUCAGGAGCGUCUGGCCGAGGAUACCGAGGCCAACGAGGCGAUGGACGCCCCCCUCCCUCCACACAGCACCUCCAGGGAGCGGCUGUGGCGAGCCUUCGAGAACCCCCACACCUCUACCAUGGCGCUGGUCUUCUACUACGUCACCGGCUUCUUCAUCGCCGUCUCUGUCAUUGCCAAUGUGGUGGAGACAGUCCCCUGCCGACCGCCUAAAGGCAGUGUGAAGGACCUUCCCUGCGGGGAGAAGUACCAGCUGGCCUUCUUCUGCAUGGACACGGCCUGCGUGCUCAUCUUCACCUUUGAGUACCUGAUGCGUCUGUUCGCUGCACCGAGCCGCUGCAAGUUCAUGCGCUCGGUGAUGUCAGUGAUCGACGUGGUGGCCAUCAUGCCAUACUACAUCGGUCUGGUGAUGCCGGAGAAUGAGGACGUCAGCGGUGCCUUCGUCACUCUGCGAGUUUUCCGCGUCUUCAGGAUCUUCAAGUUCUCGCGUCACUCACAGGGUUUGAGGAUUUUGGGCUACACCCUGAAGAGCUGUGCCUCCGAACUCGGCUUCCUGCUCUUCUCCCUCACCAUGGCCAUCAUCAUCUUCGCCACCGUCAUGUUCUACGCCGAGAAGGGCACCAAGGGCUCCACCUUCACCUCCAUCCCGGCCUCCUUCUGGUACACCAUUGUCACCAUGACAACACUGGGGUGAGUUUGUGCGUUAAACUAUUCGUUGCCCCCCGACAUCUGACCGCAAGGCAGAUUUGAUUUCGCUUUGCAGCUCCUCGUUGAUCUGGGCAGAAGAUGGCCGUGUUGUUGUGUGUUGGUAUUAUUGGCUGAACAGGAGAGUUUUACAGUCUGUUUCCACCAUAAAAAGAGAUGAGUGUGAAAAUCCAAACUCUGAGUGAGUGUGUGUGUGUGUGUGUGUGUGUGUGUAUGCGCACGCUCAUCCACCUCCCACUCGUUGCUUCUCGAGUACGGUGGUGUAUCUUCACCCUGCUGCCUUCGCCCACACACACUCACUGCUGCUGCUGCCAUGUGGUUAGUGUGUGUUUGUGUGUGCGCACGUGUGUGUGUGUGUGUGUUAUGAUGAUGAUGAUGAUGAUGAUGAUGAUGAUGAUGAUGGUGGUGUCUUCACCCUGCAGAUCAUCUUUUAUCUGUUUUUCAAAGAGCUGCAGGAAACACAAGAAAUCCAGAGUGAGUCAGAAACAUGAGCUCCAUCUGAACCCCCAUACUGCAAAACACACACACACACACACACACACACACACACACACACACACACACACACACACACACACACCUCUAUAUGACUGUGAAUGAGUUAAAGAGAUCAGAGGUUGUGAAUGGGAGAGUCUGAAUGAGACAGACCAGAUCUCAGAUGGUCCUUAUUUGGAUUUUCUUCAUUAGUCAGGGUUCGAGUUUUUACUGCUCCAUCAGUCCUGUUAGGGAUAUUUUUUUUUUCAUAGGAUGGUAGGGAAAAGUCCCGCCUCCUUCGCCUCUGAUUGGCUGUGAAACAUCAUCACACGCUCAAGCCAAGCGUGGGCUGUCGGCUCUGUACAUCGAACAGAACAUUAUCGAAAUUCUAAAUCUCCUAACCCUAUUGCAAAAAAAAAUAUUGCAUCCUGUUAGCAUGCUAGCUACAGCUCCAUCCUCUGCUGCAGUCAUGCUGCCCGAGAACAGCGCCCUCUGGUGACGGGCUGCAGUAUAGGUCAUAAAUCCCGCCUCCUUAUGGAGCUGUGGACAAACUUUAUAAACUAAUGACACAGAAUAUAAAUGUUUCUCCCUCCUGGUUGUGAUGUUGACAUGUAGUUACUGUCAGACUGGUUUGUGCUCAAGUCCUCUUUUUCCUGUACAGCUCCAUUUUUAAAAGUUAUUAGGGGGUUCACGUUGUCUAUGAUUGACACUUGAUACAGCCUUUGGGCGUACAGAGAUUGCGUAGCUCACCGCCCGGGGGAUAAGCGGUUUGAGCCGUGCGUCAUCACAGCGACUCUCUGUGACUCUCCUGCCAAAUGCGUUUAACGCUAUUACGCAAUGUUGGUUUCAAGAAGUGGAGAAAAAACACGGAAUUACCGAGAACUUUUCAGCUUCAAAUCCGUAUACUGGAGGAAGGAGAAACCAAGUUGUCCAAAGUAAAUACAGGCUAUGGUCUUUCUAGAUAAGCAGCUCCAGGUUUCAGGACCAGCUGGUUUGAUGGUACCUGGUAUUACAGAUGAGGCUCAUGAAUACUUGAGGAAUUAAAAUAUAUUUGUAUUAAAUCAGUUUUAAAAACCCUCUGUUAACUAAAGGUUCAUUCCUCUCAACAUGUAGAAACUAGUUUGAAAGUUUAGAGCAGCAGUUUUUUUGUUUUUUUUUAUCUUCAUGACAGAGUUUGAACUUGAUGACUGAUUCUCAGAGACAGUUAUUGAUCAGACUCUUCCUCCUCCUCCGGUCUUCUUCUGGACUCUUUGUCCUCUCCGUCCUCUCUGUCCUCGCUGCGGUCCAAUCAGCUCGUGCUCUCUUUUUUUUUAUGUGUUUCGGUUUGCUAUCUUUGUUUUUCAUCAUGCUGCUUUUAUUGCCUUGCUCCUGUGUUUUAUCUCUGUACAAAUAAAGCAGGAGUGAAAUCAUAAACCUAUUACAGCCUCUCCAGAAGCAAUAUAUAUGAGAGGGGAACACAAUCUGAAAAACAACAACAUGUUUGUGUCUGGACGACUGCAGAUAAUCCACACCUUCCUCUCCUCCAGGUUCUCUGAUUAAAAAAACUUUCAAUAGAACAAUUAAUAGUUCCUUUCUCCGGGGAAAUCUGUGAAUUCAUUCACUAACAAGCUCUUAUUAUCCCACGGGGAGUUACUGCUGAUGAGUAGGAGGAACCGAGGAGAUAAACCUGAUCACAAACAAACAAAAACUUUUUCUCUGAGUGAUAAAAGAGGAUCUUCAGCUGGAAUGCAGAUGUGAGGCAGCCUGGACCUGAUCUAAACCAGAGUGAAGCCUCAGUAGUAAGAGGGAAACAGUCAUUAUAAUCUGUUUUGGUCUGUCUAGGAAAACUUAAAGUUGCUUGUUUUUAAAAAAAUAAUCUCAUAAAAACAUAUUUAAAACCUUUCUUCUUCUGGUUCUGAUUGUUCUAUUUCGGUUCUUCUUCUUCUUUUUAACUUCCACCUCAAACGUAGGAGAUGCAGCCAGAGUAGCUCCACCAGCCUGGAUGUGCACUUUGGUUGCAGAGAGUUAGUGAGUCUGCAGAGCACUUUAGCAUCAACAUUAUUUAUAAGAACAAGAAGGGAAGCAGCCAUUUCCUCUAAAGAACAGGAUGUAUAUGAGCCUGAGAGCCAGGGCAGCGAGCGGCGGCCUUCUAACACAGCCGGGAUGGAAUUAUAGACCAUCUCCACGCAUGGCAUACGCUGUUAAUGUUUUAAUAGACGGGGGGUGGAAAAGAGGAGGUGCAAACAGAGAAACAGAAAAUCUAAUUAGAAAGAAGAAGAAAAGAUUCUCACCAACUUCACACAGUCCGUUUCCAUGACACUCGAGAAACCGAAUUCUCGCCUUACUCUGAUAAAGACCGGACAACUGAAGUGCAUGUAAACACCUUAGUUUGACUAUGACACCCAGAUACUGCGAUUGGAAUUCGAUUGUCUUUAACAUGUAACCAGCGUAAUCGGAGUAUGAUCGGACUAUGCAUGUGCAUGAGCGCCACGCCUACGUAACCACGGAACAAAAACACCAGAGAAGAGGAGUAGUGUGCAUCUCAUCUGCAGAAAAAGUAGUGCGUCCAUCAUGUAGAACAAAAACGCUGUACGAUGCUCCAUCUUCUUGUUUCUCCAAAAUGCCCAGCAGCAGUUGUAGACACUUCUGACGUCUGGCACGGACCUGCUGUUGUUGUUGACGGUUGUAUGGGGUCGGAAACAGCACCACUGAAAACACCCAUAUCGCCCCCCAGUGUAGGUGAGGAGGACAAGUUUACGUCAAUAAUUUGAUUUUCUCAGCUGCAUGUAUAUGCGGACAAGGAGAGAAGUCUAAUUCGGCAAAAAAAACAAAAAAAAAAACAAUUAUGAGCUUAGUCUGAUUAAACUGUGCAUGUAAACACACUGAGGGUCUGAGUUUUCCUCCAGCUGUAGAUGUAGGUCUGUAGAUGAAGGUCUGUAGAUGUUGGCCUGUAGAUGUUGGUCUGGAGAUGUUCCCUGAUUUUAAACCUCUCUCCUCACCAACCAUCAUGAGGAGGGUCUGGGUUUUCCUCCAGCUGUAGAUGUAGGUCUGUAAAUGAAGGUCUGUAGAUGAAGGUCUGUAGAUGUUGGUCUGGAGAUGUUGGUCUGGAGAUGUUGGCUUGUAGAUGUUGGUCUGUAGAUGCAGGUCUGUAGAUGUUAGUCUGUAGAUGUUCCCUGAUUUUAAACCUCUCUCCUCACCAACCAUCAUGACCUUCGUUCCCCUGAGCAUGGUGCAGAUCAUCAGACACAUCUACCUGUCAACUGAAACUGCUGAUGUCAUUAUUAUAGACCUUCGAGAAACGCCCUCAAAUUCAGACUAACCCCCAAUUUCCAUUGUAUCCGGAAUGGCUUCGAUCCAGAACGGCUGUGAUUUUUGCCAGCCGCUAGUUCCUAUUUCGUUAUAAUUUUCAUUGAUGAGAGCAACACUGUUGUUGACUUUGUUGUCACAUUUUAGAGCAGGGAUGAAUUUGUCAUUUGGUCCCUAAAUAAUGCUAGCAGUCCCCCAAGGAUCCUUCCUCUGCUCUUUUAAACUUCGUACAAACACAGUAGUUCGGGACUUGGUGUGUGCAUGACGACAGCUGCCGAUUCUCUGUCACAUGAUGAUGUCACAUGAUUAUCUGUGUGUGUGUGUGUGUGUGUGUGCGUGCGUGCGUGCGUGUGUGUGGUUAGAUGGUAAACCGGUACGUGAAUCCUGUCCGAAUCUCAGACAGUAUUGGCCUGUUAACCCUGUCCAUCUCCAGGAAUUUCUUCCAGUCUCUCAUUCUUUGUGCUCACUCUGUCCCACUGCUUCACUAACACACACACACACACACACACACACACACACACACACACACCUGCUCCUCCUUUCACUUCUCAGCUGCAGAAAUAUUUACCCAGGAUUUCUACUGUAUCCGGAAUGGCUCCACGCAUGGCUAACACAGUGAUUUUUGUCGUCCGCUAAUUCCUACCGUAUCCUUUUGUGAGGCGAAUUCCGUGGCGGAUUACGGACAGCAGGAAUCGCGAGAACUCACCAGAAUCCGCGGCUUCACGUUCAAUUGCGUGAUAACGAGUUGUCACUAUAAAGACAGCCACAUAGACAUAUAAGCAGUAGAUCGUGUCCUUCCAGAGGAGGAAAUCUACUUCUAGACUUCUAGAAUCAGCAUCUCUUCAUCCAUGGUGUCAUAGGGGUGAAAUGACGUCUAGCCAAAUGUUUUAUUUUGUGUUUGUGCCCGACGUCCUUUCCAGCACGGGUUAAUCUGUGCUGAAUUUGUCCGGCAUGCUCCGGCGUCCAAAACAAAUAGAACUCUUGCGAUCAGCUGUGGAGUCCGGCGAUCCGCAGAGGAAUGUAAAGAAGCUGGUGGAAAUUGACACGUUAACUUGAAUGGUUACGAUCAGCUACGAUCAGGGGAUAUGGGCUUUUUGUAGACGUUCAGGAUGAGGUGGAAAUUGAGGGUUAGGCCUUUUUUACAUGAAGGUCUAUGGAGACAGACUUACUUCUGGAGACACCCCCAAGUGGUCCUUCAGGGAAUUGCAGUUUUGGGGACUUCUUUGUUUUUACUCACUUUCUUUUGCUCAGCGUUUGUUAGAUUUGGAUCAGUCAGCACUUCGAUGUAAGUCAUCCUGGUCUGUGUGGUUCUGGUUCUGGAGACCAGUUUGUCUAUUUCAGCAGGUUAGCGCUCACCUGACACAGAACUGCACUUCUAGAUAUGCUGCUCACACUCCCAGCAUAGAUCUGCAGCAGCAUAGAUCAGCCGCUCAUUAUUACAAGGCUGCUGCUGCCAAGGUGUAAUCGAUCGCAGGUUAUUGAUCAGUUUCUCAGCAGACUGGCCCUGAGAGGACAGCAGCUGGUUCCUCCUGUUAUGGAUCUGUGGUCUCAACCCAGCAGGACAGGAUAGCUGUACGGUAUAUAGGACCUGCUGAUUUCCUGAACCCCCCCAUUCUCAUCUAGGUCAUCAGGUUUUCACUGUAGCUGAAGUUCUGGUUUCAUACUUUAGGCCUGGACUUCUUUUACCCUGAGGCAUGAUGGGAAUGUGAGUCCACACAUUUGCUGUUGUGUGGUUUAGGUAACAGGUCAAACUUGUAUAAUGUAAAGUUACACACAGAGACAUGACAUUCAGCAGGGCCAGGUCAUUAUGUAAUCUGGUUAUUAUCAGAGCAUGAUAAUAUGAGAAAAGAUGAUAAAUUAUUCAUGUCUGUGGAAACUGCAGCUUCAUGAUGAUGUUGGAGACACACUUGAAAAUAACGACUUUCUUAUUAUCAGACCGCUCUCAUUUUCUUUAUAGUGAAAAUCAAAAGUACUUUCAUCACUCCCACUCCCUCCUUUUGUUUUUUUUCUCACAGACUCCAUCACUCACAGCUUCUCUGUUUUCCUCAUGUGAAACUAUGCUAACCCUUCACCAACAGACUCUCAUGGUGGUGGUCUCAGAGAGAGUCCUCUGAGACUUUAACCUGAUCUUACAGAGACAGACAUUUGGAAAUAUUGAAUAUGUAAAUAUGUUGGACUAAUUUGUGUUUUUGGUGUCUUGUUGACUAGUGUUGUUUUUGUCGGCCUGGUUUAAUUUUUGUUUUAGUCCUUGGCUAUGUUCACACUGCAGGUCAAUUCCGAUUUUUUUAACCAUAUGUAACACAUAUCUGAUUUUUAUUAUGUAAGUGUGAACAGUGCAAUUCUGAUUUUUUCAAAUCCGACCCAGGCCUCUUUUGUAUGUGGAUAUGAAUCGGAUAGGUAUCCAAUGUGACUGCAGUGUGGACGCUCAGGUCGCGUUCAUCUGAUGUAUACAUCAUCAAUAUGUGACACAUGUCACCAUUGUUCAACAAACCAAACUGGUGCGGAAAGCAAUUUGUGCUUUGUGCACAUGUGAGUCACUUCACUGAUGCAUUCCAUUCACUUUAGAUGCCACAUUAGUUGUUUUAAUGUGAAUGACCACACAAAAAGAUUGGAUAUAACAAAAAUCUGAAUUGUGCAUCAUAACCUGCAGUGUGAACGUAGCCUUUGUGUCAAACUGUCAUUUUAGUUUUUAUAGUUUUAGUCACGUUCAAAGUCACGUUCAUUUUAGUUUUAGUCAGAAUAACCUAUGACUAUUUCAGUCUAGUUUUAGUCAAUGAUUUUAAUCUCUAUUUAGUAAUAUACUUCUGUUUAACCCAGUUAAUAUAGUAUAAUUACCUGGUAUAGUAUAAAAUAGAUAAAACCAUUUUUUUCUUUUAGUCAAACCCAUUCUACAAAUCAAACAUGGUUAUCUUUUUAUUAUAUUAUCACCUUAUAGACUCAAGAAAAAACAUCCAUUCCAGACGUGGAAGAUGCUCUGAGCAGACUGCUCACACACAAGCUAGACACGCACACACACACACACACACACACACACACACACACACACACACACACACACACACACACACACACACACACACACUAGGCUGGACAGUGCAAAAUAGAAAGUGUCCUUACAUCAGUGUCUUAACUUACCUCGAAUUCAGCAUGGAAGAUUGCAUUUCUCCCUUUUUCUUUUUCAACGACACAUUCCGUUUUGUUUUCCACUUGUUUGUAAUUAAAGUGUCUCCAAAUAUCAUUUUUCAUUCUUUUUCCCCAACAACUUGGCCAUGACUCCAAUACACCCAAAAUCAUCUUUACCUCACCGCUUCUAAAAAUACGGCGAGUUAGGGGAUUGAGGAUCUGACGUCGCUGAGGAAACAGAAAACAGUAACAAGGCAACUAAACGAUUUCAUCUCGUUUUAGUCAACAAAAAUGAAGAGACACUUUAGCAGAGUUUAAAUUUUGUAAACCACGUUUAGUCUCAUUUUUAUUCAACAACAAUAUUGCAUUAUAGAUUUCGUUAUAGUUAUCGUCACAAGACCACCAUAUAUAUUUCCUCUUGAAGACUCCAAAAUCAGGCAACUGGAUUGUUGCCUGAUUUUCAAGAAAACCAUAACCUGGAUGAAUGAGAAUCUACAUGGACAUAUACAUUUCUUCUCGUCUCGUCUACUUUUCAAGUGAUAAAAGUUUGUUGAUGAUGUUAUUUCAUCAAAAUUUUCAUUGAUGAGAGCAACACAGUUGUUGACUUUUACACAGUUGUUGUCACAUUUUAGAGCAGGGAUGAAUUUGUCAUUUGGUCCCUAAAUAAUGCUAGGAGUCCCCCAAGGAUCCUUCCUCUGCUCUUUUAAACUUCGUACAAACACAGCAGUUCAGGACUUGGUGUGUGCAUGACGACAGCUGCCGAUUCUCAAGCACAUGAUGAUGUCACAUGAUUAUCUGGAUUAUCUGUGUGUGUAUGUGUGUGUGUGUGUGUGUGUGCGUGCGUGCGUGUGGUCAUGUGGUGAACCGGUACGUGAAUCCUGUCCGAAUCUCAGACAGUAUUGGCCUGUUAACCCUGUCCAUCUCCAGGAAUUUCUUUCAGUCUCUCAUUCUUUGUGCUCACUCUGUCCCACUGCUUCACUAACACACACACACAGAGGAACACAAAGAAGCCGGUGGAAAUUGGAUGGAUAGAUAGAUAGAUAGAUAGAUAGAUAGAUAGAUAGAUAGAUAGAUAGAUAGAUAGAUAGAUAGAUAGAUAGAUAGAUAGAUAGAUAGAUAGAUAGAUAGAUAGAUAGAUAGAUAGAUAGACCUUCAUUGUCCCCAGGGGCAAAUUCAUUUUCACAGACACUGGCAUAGACCUUGACAUUGUGCUCUCUCUGUCCCUCUGCUUCACUAACACACUCACACACACACACACACACACACACACACACACCUGAUACUCCUGUCACUCCUCAGAUGCCUAGGCCCGCCCUCCUCCAGGUGAGCUUGCUGUUUGAAGGUCGAACACGCUACUCUCUGGAUCUGCUUCCAGAGAGUCUGACAUCCGACAUGCCUACAUGACACACACACACACACACACACACACACACACACACACACACACACACACACACACACACACACACACACACACACACCACACAUAACACAUAACACAGACAGAUGUACACACACACUCAUACCUGAUGAAUAAGUCUGUUAUCGUGGUUACCCCUGAAUUUGUUCUUUAAGGCGGUUUUGUUGGUCGGGGAUAUUAAUCCAAUUAAAGUCUGAUUUCAUGUGUGUGUGUUUUGGAGACAGAUGGUCUGUAAUACUGUCACACACUCAUAUAUACAGCAUAUAUACUGUGUGUGUGUGUGUGUCUCCGCUCAGACCAGUUGAAAUCUCUCUCCCUUUAUGUUUCAGUUUUUCAUUGAAGUUUGUGAAGUUUUUUGUCCCUUUUUUCUCUCCGUACUUUGAUCCCCUCUGGAUUAAAGGGCGUCAUGUUGAGACGGCGUCGGCGUUCAGAUUAAAGAUGUCACUCCACCUGAAACGUUUUAAUAUCAAACUGUCUCCUCCUGGGAUUUAAACUUUAAAAAUGUUUGUACUUUCUUUACUUCCCCUCUAAUCUCAAACACAGACGUGCUGACAGAUAUGAAAGUGACGCCGCUCCACUCCCCGCAGGACUCAGACUAAUACGGGUUUAUGAUGCACCCGCACCUGAGCUGACCCGGCCCGGUCUCAGGUGGUCUUUAGAGCAGACAGAAGGUCAUAUCAGGGCUUUGAAACCUGGACCUCAAAGGUCUGAACCUACCUGCUGACCUCCUUUUAUCCCUCAGUCUCGUCUGUCAGGCACUGAAAAAGAGUCAAAGUGGGCGGGGUGUCCCAGCAUCAAAGAUCGGCGCCAGAACCUGGACUGAGAGGGACAGAUGUCAGGAGGAGGUCCAAAGACAGAGGAGCCGUGGUUCUGAUCAGCUGAGAGUCACAGGUUCUGGACAGGAUCAGACUUUCCCUCCUGACUCAGACCGACCUCAGAGAAAUGACCAGGAUUUAUUUCUGGAGAUUUAUAAACGUAAGAAAAACCUGCUGACCAAUCAGAGAGCAGGAGGAGUACAAUGACUUUGUGUGUGUGUGUGUGUGUGUGUGUGUGUGUGUGUGUGUGUGUGUGUGUGACCUACUUUUCCAGAUGACUGGACGUUCCUCAGAGACUAUCUAUCUGUCCACACCUUGGCCUCUUUCUCUCCUUCCUUUCCUUUCCUCCUUCCAUCCUUCCUUUCCUUUCUCUCUCUAUCCUUCCUCUCCCUCCUCCCUUUAUCCUUCCUUUCCUUUCUCCCUCUAUCCUCCCCUCCUCCAUCUCUCCAUCCUUCCUUUCUUUUCCUUUUCUUACUCUAUCCUUCCUUUCCGUUACUCCCUGUAUCCUUCCUUUCCUUUCCUCCCUUAAUCCUUCCAUUCUUCCUUUCUUCUUCUCCCUUUCUUCUCCCUUUCCUCUUCCAUCCCUCCUUUCCUUUUCUCUCUCUAUCCUUCCUUUCCUCUCUUUAUCCUUCCUUUCCUUUCCUCCCUCUAUUUCUUCCUUUUCUUUUAUCCCUCCAUCCUUUCUUUCCUUUUCUCCCUCCAUUCUUCAUUUACUUUACUCCCUGUGUCCUUCCUUUCCUUUACUCCCUGUGUCCUUCCUUUCCUUUACUCCCUGUAUCCUUCCUUUUUCUUUACUCUCUAUAUCCUUCCUUUUCUUUUCUCUCUUCAUCCUUCCUUUCCUUUCUCCCUGCUAUCAUUCCUUUUCUUUCUUCUCUCAAUCCUUCCUUUCCUUUCUCCUGCUAUCCUUCCUUUCCUCUUCUCCCUCAAUCCUUCCAUUACUUUCCUUUUCUUUCUCCUUCCAUCCUUCCUUUUCUUUCUCCCUUCUUCAUUCCUUUCCUGUUUCCUUUCAUCCUUCCUUGCUUAUCUCCCACUAUUCUUCUUUUCAUUUCCUUCCCCAUCCUUAUUUUCCCUCUAUCAUUCCUCUCCUCUUCUCUAUCUAUCCUUCCUUUCCUUUUUUCCAUCCAUUCUUUCUUUCUUUUUCUCCCUCUAUCCUUAAUCUCCUUUCCCCACUCUAUCCUUCCUUUCUCUCCCAUCCUUCCUCCAUCCUUCCUUUUCUUUCCUCGUUCCAUCCUUCCUUUUCUUUUCCCCUUGCUCCUUUAAUAUUUCUUUCCUCCCUCCUUCCUUCCUUCCUUUGCCUCCAUCCAUCCUUCCUUUUCUUUCCUUUUCUCCCUCCAUUUUUCCUUUCUUUUCUUCCUCCAUCCUGUCUUUCCUUUCUCCCUUCAUCCUAUCUUUCCUUCACCAUCCUUCCUUCCCUCCCUUCAGCUUUCCUUUCCUCUCUUCCUCCAUCAUUCCUUUCCUUUCUCCCUCCAUUCUUCCUUUCCUUUCUCACUCCAUUAUUCCUUUCCUGUCCUCCCUCUAUCCUUCCUUUCCUUUUCUCCCUCCCUCCUUUCUUUUCAUUCUCUUCUCCUCCCUCUUUUUUCCUUCCUCUCCUUCAUCCCUCUCUUCUCUUUUGUUGUCUUUUCCCGCCCUGAGGAUCUCCGAUGAUGGUUCUCCGGGUCUCGGGAGACCAGCCUUUUAGUUGUGAUAAAAACUCAGUUCUCAUUGGUACCUAAAUUGAAAUAAUCAGUUCAAAGUUCAUUAGUCCCUGGAGGAGGAGACGUCUGUUAAGAUAAAUUAUUUUAAUUUUAUAUUCUGGUUCUGCUCAGAGUCAAACGAUUAAACCAUGGCACCAGAACUGAGCUGAAGACAUAAAACAAUCCGUGCAUCAAGUCAGAGACCCAGUUCUGAUGAAACCAGAAAACAUCCUGAGUGGUACAGUAGAGUUUUUAUAUCAGGGUUUACUAGAUAUUUAUUCUUAUUAUUAUUUAUUAACCAGGUAAAAAAUAAAAACCAAUUUAGAUCCAGAUCUGUUACAAGAUCUCGUUACAACAAAAAUAAUCAUAAUAUAAUUUAUACUUUAUGUACUUAAUGGAUACUGCAGUAACAGGUUGUACUGUGAAUACCUGAGGAUCCUGUUGGACACAUGAAGGAGAAGUAACCCUCCCUCAAGUCCCCCCAGUCCUCCCUUCUCCCCCGUCCUCCCCCAUCCCCCCUGGUCUGCCCCCGUCCUCCCCCUCUCUCCUGACCCGAAUUGCUGCAGCUGCAGUCUGAGGGAGCGAGGUUUAGAUAAACAGAUAAAAUGAAAGAGAGAGAGGCAGGGAACGUUUCCUCUCAUCAAUUAUUACCUCUCAGCGUCUCAGUCUUUCCUCCUCCUCCGUCUCCUUCUUAUUUUCUCCUUCCUCAUUUUCUUUAUUUAUUUCAUUUUUUUCUUUAUAUUUUCCCUGAAUUCUCUUUUUAUUUAUUUCUGUUUUCUUUUUCAUUUUUCUCCCUUUUGUUUUUCCUUUUUCCCCCUUUUUUUCCAUUCCUUUAAUUUUCCUUUUUUCAUCCUUUACAUUGGAUCUGUAUCUCUAUUUGUAAUUUACUUUUCUUUUACCCUUUCUUUCUUUUUACGCUCAAUCACUUUUCUUUUUUCUUUCUUUCACCCCCCUCCUUACCCUUGAUCCGUAUCUCCAUUUAUAGUUGACUUUUUCUUUUAACCUUCUUUUCUAUUUUUUUACUUUUCUUUUUUCUCUUGUUUUUAUUUAUUUCUCUCUCUUUUUUCUUUUCUGUUUCACCUUCUCUUUCCUCUCAUUUUCUCAUUUUAAUCUUUUGUUUUUAUAUCUUCCUUUUUACACCUUUUUCCUUUUCUCUUCCCUUACUUUUAUUUCCUUUUCUCCCUCCUUUCCUCAUCCCUUCUCAACCUCUCUCUUUAACUCUUGUUUUUUGAAUUUAUUUCUUCUUGACCUUUUCCUUCUUCCUUUUCUCUUGUUUAUUUCUCUUUCUUUUUUCUCUCAUUCCUCAGCUUCCAUUUUUCCUUCCCUUUUCCCGAUUUUUGUCUCUUGCACGCUUCUUUACCCUUCUUUUUUCAUUCUCUCUCCAUCUUCUUGUGAUACAAAAUAAAACAUUUAACACACAUCAUGUGAUAUUUAAACACACUCACACAGAGGAGGAUUGUUUCUGUCGUGUGUGUGUGUGUGUGUGUGUGUGUGUGCGUGUGUGUGUGUGUAGUAAAAAUAAACUCAGAAAAAUGUGGAUUAUGGGAAACGAACAAAUGAAGGAAUAAAGAACAUCAGAAAAAUCCUGAAAGAAUGUGAGAUGGAGUAAAAAAUGAGAGAAUAGACAAAAGAGGGAGAAAACAAGCGCUCCCUCUGGUCAAGGGAUAGUGUGUGUGUGUGUGUGUGUGUGUGUGUGUGUGUGUGUGUGUGUGUGUGUGUGUGUGUGUCUGUGUGUGUCUGUGUGUGCCUGGAGUGUACUUGGUCUGGACCCGUUUGUUCUGAAACGGGUUUAUAAGGAACUGGAACUGGAACUUUAUGGUCCAUGUAGAUGCAGGAACUGGUGUCCUGGAUGACCUGCAGUGGGUUCUAACGUCACAGUCUGAGGACUUGUUACUGUGCCACAGUUAAAUUAGAGUGCAGAUGAACAUGCAGCAGCGUCAUGGUGGCGUACACCGAUGACACUGCACUGACAGUCUAAGAGGAGUCAGCACACAGACAGACGGGAGUGUUCAGAGACGGACUGUGAAUAAAACAUUAUAGAUGAUAAUGGAUUUGAAGUCCUGACCACACUUUACUUUGCUCUGCUCAGAUCACACACGUGAGCGAGGGCGUGAGCGAGGGCGUUUCCUGCAUGUAAAAUACACAGGCGCCUGAUAAACAAAGAGAGACAGGAAGAAGGGAAAACAGAUUCCAUCAGACAUGUGAGCAGGGAGCUAGGAGAGGCUAAAAUUAGAGGCUCUGAAAAUAAAACUCAGCAGAUCAGUCCUGAAAUUACACACACACACACACACACUGGGCUGAUGUGAGUGUGUCCUGAGCAGGUCCGUCCAUCCAUUUUUCUUUAUCUCAGACAUCUCAUCUUUUUCACGUACCAGAAACUUCUGCCUUCCUCAGAAGUGUCACUCAGUGGUCAGUGUGACACGUCAUGUCAGCUGGUGUUACAGAGGCGUGACUCGCUGCGGUUUUACAGAAGUAUCUCGUAGAGUCGAUAGUCCCCUGGUUUUUUUCUCCUAACUGGUGUUUAAUCUUCUGUUUGGACCGGGUCUGGAUCCAUUCUGCUGACUGUACCUUUAAAACUCUUUGACAGAACCGUGGACCGAUGAUCCUGUCUUAGUUUAGCCGAGAAGAACUUGGACUGAACUUCACAGAUGUUGAUCACGGCCUCCAUCACUGACCGCAAACUGAGCUGGAAGACUAAAACCAAGUCGCUGGAUGUCGACAAAUCUUGAUUUUGAAUGAAUGUCGGAGUUUGUUUUAAACUCGGAGAUAACCCCACAGAUCAGAGCACUCAGUUUGGGGGAUAAGGGAUCCGUUAGUCUGUUCUCAGAGUAAAGUUCUGGAUGUUUGUGUGUGAGGCUGAAAGUCUUCUCAGGACAGUUUUCUGUUCUUUCAGGAGCAGAAUAUUUUUAUCUUAGCGGUUUGAGCUUCUCUGGUCUGCAGGAUUUUUUGAUUUCAGUCAUGAAGAUUUUGAUCGGAGCGUCUGAACCUGAGCAGCUGUAAAUAACCACUCCAACUCUGAAAAUAGACCUAGAGUGACUCAGACUUUUAUUUUCUCUCUAUUUAUUGUCCUCUAUCAUUUCAUCCUGCCUUUUUUCUUUACCUUUGUUUAAUUUUGGUCCCUUCCUUUUUUUUUUUUUAUAUCUGUGCUCAUUUUCUCUUUUCAUUUCAAAUCCCUUCAGUUUAAUGUAAUAAAACUCUUCAUUAGACGUUUUUCUGUCUGCGACUCUCUUCUUCUUCUUCUGUGAGAUCAUCUAUAAAAACACUUUCUGUCUUCGGACCCUAUGUCAACUCUGGUACAGAAAAGUUAACUCUUCCUGAACAGAUCUCCUCACGCUGCUUUAGUCACAGGGUCAACAUGAAGUUAGUGAAAACAGUGAGAAAGCAGGAGGAACAGAGUCCACCAAAAAUCCCUUCAUUAACGCAAAGAACCAUCAGCUUCUGUUUCAGGAUCAAACCCCUGAGAGGAACCAAAAAGAAGGACUAUUUACAGAGAAACUGAGACUCUGUAUAGACAACAGGAAACCAGAGAAACUAUUUACAGAGAAACCGAGACUGUAUAGACAACAGGAAACCAGGGAGAUUAUUAACAGAAAAACUGAGACUGUAUAGACAACAAGAAACCAGAGACUAUUUACAGAGAAACUGAGACUCUGUAUAGACAACAGGAAACCAGAGAAACUAUUUAUGGAAAAACUGAGAAUCUGUAAAGACAACAGGCAACCAGAGAGACUAUUCACAGAGAGACUGAGACUCUGUAUAGACAACAGGAAACCAGAGACUAUUUACAGAGAGACUGAGACUCUGUAUAGACAACAGGAAACCAGAGACUAUUUACAGAGAGACUGAGACUCUGUAUAGACAACAGGAAACCAGAGACUAUUUACAGAGAGACUGAGACUCUGUAUAGACAACAGGAAACCAGAGACUAUUUACAGAGAGACUGAGACUCUGUAUAGACAACAGGAAACCAGAGAGACUAUUCACAGAGAGACUGAGACUCUGUAUAGACAACAGGAAACCAGAGAAACUGUGUAGACAACAGGAAACCAGAGAGACUAUAAACAGAGAAACUGGGACUCUGUUUAGACAGCUGGAAACCAGAGAGAUGAUAAACAGAGAAACUCAGGGCUCUAUUUUCAUGUAUGCCGGUGAGGCGGCGGAGGGUGGCGGACCCCGCGCAGUUGUAUUUUCGUCUGGCGGAGCCUGGCGUACAGCCAGUUUGGUAUUUUCGUGGACUGAGGCGCACGGAGGCAAACCAAGAUCCGCCAAGCUGGGCGUGGUGGUGUGGCAGGGGCAGGUGUCGACAGAAUCAGCGGGCGCAGUGACAUUUUCGUGCUCGCCAGUGGUGUGUAAAGUGCGCUGAAAGCUCGCCGAUUCAAACCUCGUCAGCUUUCAGCGCAGGCGGAGCGCAGCUGGUCUAGUAGUAUUUUGGUAGACCGGCAGCGAUCGUCACUGAUGCCUCACCGGCAGGUUUCCACAGUGUCAGGCACAUUUCAGUGCAAUAAAUAAUCAUCAACAACUAUUGAUCUGAGUCAGCACAUACAUUUGGAUCUAUAUAGAUAUAUUCUGAUCUAUAUCUGAUCUGGCACGCGUUUGUACACACAACCUGACCGAAUCAACACAGCUGAAACCGCAUUAAAUUAAAUUAAAUAUCUAGUAAAUAGACACACAUGAUGAAGUCAACAAGAUAUUUAAUUCGUCUCCCUCCUUUUCUUUCUUCCUCUUCUCUUUUUUCUCGCGCAGCUCAACCUGGACACGUCUCCGUGUCCUCUCUCCGUCCUGCUGCAGCGGCUGCACAGAUGAUUUGUUUCAGUGCUCAGAUGAGUUAUCUAAUUUAAGCCGACAUACAGAUAUUAUAAUAUUCAGUUUUGACUCUGUAGACUCUGUAUAGACAACAGGAAAUCAGAAAGACUAUUAACUGAGAAACUGGGACUCUGUUUAGACAACUGGAAACCAGAGAGAUUAUAAACAGAGAAACUGAGACUUAGUAAACACCACAGGAAACCAGAGAAACUUUUAGCUGAGAAACUGAGACUCUGUAUAGACAACAAGAAACCAGAGAGACUAUUCACAGAGAAACUGAGACUCUGUAUAGACAACAGGAAACUAGAAAGACUAUUAACAGAGACACUGAAAUUCUCCACGGACAGACAGAUGACUUAGUUUCUUUUUUAAUGAACUUAGACAGUUGUGUUUGUUUGUUUGUUUGUUUGUUUUUUUUGCUUUUUUGGGGGGUUCUGAUUUCUAAACGGGUCAAUUUCUCUCCCCUCUCCAUACGGACUCAUGGUCUUCUUUCAGGGUUUUUUGUUGAGUCCUAAACCAAACAGUGAAGCUGACAGGAAGUCUGAACUUGAAUCCCAAAAUACAGGUGUGACCAUCUCUGUUGGGGGAAGUCCUAAAAUCUGUCUCUGGACUUUCUAGCUCUUCUGGGUCUUAAGAUUUUUUAUCCACCCAUAUAAAAAAGGAUUAUUAAAGGGAUGACAGGGAAAUCAGAGCUGCUGCUUUUGGAGGUGAUCCUGGUCAAACCAUGGGUCUUUACUCUUUAGGAACAUAAAACAACAAAAAAAAAAGAGGAAAGAAAAUGAGAAAAAACAAGAGAGAAAAAGGAUAGAAGAGUCAGAUCGCCUUCACCAGAGGAGGAGAAAACAUGGAACAACCAUCCCUCCUCCUGCAACUUUCAUCAUCCCUCCAUCAAUUAAACAUGGAGACCAGGAUCACACUGGAGGAGGAGGAGGAGGAAAAGGAGGUGGAGGAGGGGGAGGAAAAGAGGAGAGCAGAGGGAGAAGAAAGGAGGAGAGGCCAUGGAAAACAGGGAGGAGGAAAGACGAGGAGGAGGAGGAGGAGGAAGGUGGGGAGGCUCUUAGCAGGCGGCUGUGACCCAGAAUAGAAGUUUUCAAAGAGGAAAAACGAACCGGAUCAAAGUGGACCGGUCGAUACUGCUGUCCUUGUAAGGAGAAGAGAGGAGGGGAGCAGAGGAGCAGAAAGGAGAAGAGGAGGAGAAGAAAGGGGCAGGGAGGUGAAAAGAGGAGAAGAGAAGAGAGGAGCAGAUCAGAGUUUUACAGUUGGGUCAGAACAGUCCAUUCAGAGACCUCAGAUUGUUCUGAAUAUGGACAUACAAUUCUGACUGAAGUUCUAAAGACCCUGACCCUCAAAGGGACCUUUGACCGUCUACAGAACCACGUCUUUGUUUUGGAGGAGCGUUAGGGUCUCAGGAUGUUGGGCUUUGGACUGCUGGAAUCUAGACUGCUUGGUUCUAGAAUGAGAUGGACUGCUGUCUCAUAGAGUGCCAGGUUCUCUGAUGAUUAGACCUCUAUAGUGUUGGGUUCUGGACUGCUGGAUUUUGGGUAGCUGUGUUCUGGAUAUUUGGUGACUGAAUCCUUAGUCCCUUUCCCCCCUUGAUGUAAAAGGAUCAGUUCUGAGUCAGGAGAAAUUGAACCAGCAGUCCAACCAGCAGAACCUUUUGGACUCCUGAGUUGACUUAGACCAAGUCCUCUGGUCCCCUGAAACUAUUGGGCCUGAGAUCCAUCAGCCUGCACACACUCAGUAUGUUUACAUGCACAGUUUAAUCGGACUAAGCUCAUAAUUGGUUUUUUUCUCUGAAUUGGACUUCUCUCCUUGUCGGUGUAUACAUGCAGCUAGGAAAAUUAAAUUAUAGACCUGAACGUGUCCGCCCCAAAACUAGGGGGCGAUUUGGAUCUUUUCAGCGGCGCUGUUUCCGACCCCAUGCAACUGUCAACAACAACGGCAGGUCCGUGCCAGAUGUCAGAAGUGUCUACAACCGCUACUGGGCAUUUUGGAGCAAGAAGAUGGAGCAUCGUACAGCGUUGUUUUUGUCCUACAUGAUGGACGCGCGACUUUUUCUGCAGAUGAGUGUUUUUGUUCCAGGGUUACGGGGGCAUGGUGCACGCGCAAAUGCAUUGUCUGAUCAUACUCCGAAUACGCUGGUUACAUGGUAGAGAAAAUUGAAUUCCAAUCGCAUUAUCUGGGUGUCAUAAUCAGAGUUCUCAAACUCCGAUUAUAGUCGGACUAAGGUGUUUACAUGCACUUCAGUUGUCUGGUCUUAAUCGGAAUGAGGCGAUAAUUCGGUUUUCUCGAGUGUCAUGGAAACAUACUGACUGAUCUCUGCUGACCCGUUAACAUGCUCAUGUUAACAUAGCCUCCUGCUGUGACUGUGGUUCCCCCUUUGGUCCUGAUGAUGUCUUUGUUUGGAGCUGAACCUUUAGAUUCUCCGAAGUUAGCUUAAGUAAAGAACCGAACCAGGAGCUCAGUUUCUCUGCUGGAUCCUCCACAGAGUCUUAUCAACUCAGCUGAUGUGUCUCAGAUCUCUUCUUCUUUUCUUCUUCUUCUCCUUCUCUGAUCUCAGAUGAAUCGUCCUUCUGACUCUUGUCUAAUUAAACUAAUUACCUGUCCCUCAAUUAGAUUCUGAUUGGCUGGUUGGUCCAUUACAGGUGGGAGAUAAGGAUCGGUCUGCGUAUUCGAUUGGCCGACUCGGCACUAAUGGAUUCCUCUCUUUCUCUCUCUCCGUAAUGUUUUUCUGAGAUCCGUCUGUAAACUCUCUCUUUCUUUCUCUUCCUCUCUCUCCCUCCUGCCCGCUUGCUCGCUCGCUGCAGGAUGACAUAAUCGUGACCAUGAAAUAUUCAAAGUACUGAGAGAACCGCUCAGGAGAAGCGGGCCGACCCGGUACUCAGGAGACCACCCCUCUUUUGUUAGACCUUUAUUUAUUACGACGGUUGAGUCCAGCCCCUCAGAGAGGUCCAGGCUUCGCUCAGUCGGCAGUCUAAGGACGUUAACUGACCCUGGUCAGCCAUGUUUGUUGACGGUCUCCUCUGUCUGUGGGCAUGUGGCCAGACCGAAGAUCUCCUCACUGUGGGAUCUGAGCUCCUCCUCUCGAGGUCCAGGAUAAGACUGGUCUUCUGCAGAGCCUCUUAUAUGAUUAGAUGAUGAUUAUUGAUGAUAUUGAUUAUUAUUCACCUCUGCUAAACUCACCUGCACUCACACCCAAGUCCACAGAGAUGUCAAAAGCACAAACUUGUUUUUUUAUCUUCAUUUAUUAUCGUAUUUUAUUUCUCAUUAAAACCUUUGAACACUUUUGUUCUGUUUGACUUUAAAUCUGGACUUUUAUCAGUUUCUGUUCUGAUCCAUAUUUCAGAUUACGCUCUGAGAGAUGAGGGCGGAGUUUAAAUUUGAAAAAAGGAAAAAAUGACGAUUUCUGAGGAACUGUUUUUAUCCUUUCUUUCUUUCUUCUUUAUUUUUCUCAAACUUUAGGAACAGAAAAAAAAUAGAAACAAAAACACUAAACAAAAUUAUACAUCUGUACACCAAACAACUGUACAUGUCAAAGAUAAAUUUACACUAACUAGUUUGUCAAAAUGAAACAGUUUGCGAAGGAACAGAAUGCAGCAAAGAGAUGAUCUAGUCCUGACCCUUCCUUGCAAAUUAGAGAUUAUUAUUAUAUAUAUACAUAUAUAUAUAUAUACAUAUAUAUAUAUAUAUAUAUAUAUAUAUAUAUAUAUAUGUAUUUGUAUAAAUGACAAAGAUUUGUAUAAAUACCUACAUAUUAUACACAAAGAUAUCUGCUCAACACUACAUAGAUUACUUAUUUGCCCAUUAUAAUAAUAAUCAGUGUUAUAAUAUUCAGAAAUAAUAUUACUAAUAUUCCUUUUAUACUUUUCUAUAGUUUGAUUGAAAUAUUUUGAUGUUAUUGGACGUGAUCUGAGGUUAAAGUCGGCUGACGCAGGAGGACCUCUGUUUAUCUCUCUGACCUCUGAUCCUCUCCUCAGAUACACGUCCAGAUCUUCCCUCUCCCUCCUCCUCCUGACCUCUUUGUUCAUCUCUCCUUCUCCUCUUUCCUCUCAUCUGUCCUCGCUCAACCUCCUCCUUCUCCUCCUCCUCCUGGCUCCAUGUCAAACCACCACUCCAUGUUGUCCUACUGCAGGACGAAGACUUGGCUUGGGUGCCUGCAGAUAAUGACCCCGGAGAAGGAGGGAGGGGGGGUAAAGGAAAUGAACAGAGGAGGAGAGAGAGUAUGGAGGGAUGAAGAGGGGAAGAAAAUAAAACCCCCUCCUCCUCCUCCCUCCACUAACCAGCUACAAGCUCUCUAAUGCUGCCAUCCAUUAUUUAACAUUAGCAGCUCCCAGCUCACACACACACACACACACACACACACACACACAUACACACACACACACACACACACACAGCUGGUUUAAUCGCCCUUCUGCAGUCACUAACUCUGACAUUUUAAGGUCUAACUUAAAUCCAGCUCUGGUGUACUGCCCCCUGCUGGUCAGAAGAUUUCUAAACAGGAGGAGUCACGCUGGUUCUGAAGGACGUUCAUGUUCCAAAAUGUUGGGUUUCUUUGAUAGAGUACUGGUUCUGGAAUGUUUGGAUCUAAGGCUAUGUUCACACUACAGGUCAAUUCCAAUUUUUUAACCAUAUGUGACACAUAUCUGAUUUUAAGUGUGAACGGUGCAAUUCUGAUUUUUUUAUAUUUAUAUAUAAAUAAAAUUUGAUUUGAUUGAUUGAUAGGUCACCCGGGGGAUAUGCUGUUUUAGCCGAGCGUCAUCACAGUGACUCACCCACCGAUUGCGUACAACGCUACUGCGCAAUGUUAGUUUCAGGAAGUGGAGAAAAAACACGGAAUUACCAAGAACUUUUCAGCUUCAAAUCUGUAUACUGCAGGAAGGAGGAACCAAGUUGUUCAGAGUAAAUACAGGAUAUGGUUCAAGAAGGAGUUAUCGUUCUUCUUCACACUCAGCUCUGUCAGGAGAGAAGAACAAGUUUAAAACCAGAGGAAUCCAAGUUUAACACACACACACACACACACACACACACACACACACACACACACACACACACACGUGCAGCAUCAAAAUUAAUUUAUGUUCCAUUAAAGGUGCAUUACGUAUAAUGCAGGCUGUAAACUCAAGGUUGCUGCGGAUUUACUGCUGCUCACUGACAGUAAACACACACACACACACACACACACACACACACACACACACACACACACACACACACACACACACACAGUGGUAACCAAAUGCUUUAUAGCUGCAGGGAGGUGUGUCUAUGUGUGUCUUUUUUUCAACACGUUUUUUUCUUAUCUUUUUUUUUUUUUUUAGAACAAACAUCUACUGUCACACACGUGAUUCAGGGAACAGAUAAAGUAACCUUUGACCUUUGACACACACGUCCUCAGUUUCUCUCCAGUUUUAUAAAGUGUUUUUGGUUUUGUUGGUACGAGCACAGCUCUGGUUUCUGCUGUUUCUCCUCCACCUUAGAUGUCUAAAAGUGUCAGUCACAGUGAACAGAGAUCAGCCGUGAGAGCUGAGAGUCCUGAGAUGAAUAACUGAGAUGAUGAAGAGGGGGAGAUGAUGAUGGUUUUUAAAUUCUCUCUGUUUCCUCACACCUCUGCUGCCCUGUAGGUCUGAUACUGCGGGUGUCCCUCAGGUGCUGUAACCUGGUGAAUUUUGCUGCAGCUGUGUGUGUGUGUGUGUGUGUGUGUGUGUGUACGCUGCAGUCAGCAGCUGUCUGACGAUCUGCUCGGCUGUUGGUUCUCACAGUUUCAUCCAUCUGCAGUUUUCUCUUCAUUUCCAACCAGAACCUCCUGAGAAGAAGUUGUUAAUUGUAGAUCAUUUCAAACAGAAACACACAUUCACUCAGUACGUUUCCAUGACACUCGGGAAAACCAAAUUAUCGCAUAAUUUCGAUUAAAGGUCCUUACACACAGGGGCCGACGCAAAUAUAGAACGCGAAAUUACAAAAUAUUCGGAGGCGAAUUUUGAUGUGCCUGACUAUACACAUCAAGCUCAAGGCGAUUUUGCGACUUUCCGGGGGGGAAAAGACAGGUCCUGGGUGGAAGUGAGAAGACUGACCCAACAGCAGACUGAGGGCUCUAUUUUCGUGCCUCGCCAGAGACGUGGCGCAGGUGCGGCAUAAGUCAGGUCUGCCGCGCCAACAAGGCGUUCCCAAGCACAAUUUGGUAUUUUGGAAAGCGGCGCAGCCCAGCGUAAGUAUCCCCUCUCCCUAACUCAGCUCCUCCGAGUGGCGUAAGUCGUAGCGAGGGAGGAGAGAGGGCGUGUAGUGGGUUUAACACAGCCGAGACCUGUAUUGACCAACAACAUCAGCUCCUCUCCUCGCCUUUAAAUCCGCCACCGGCGAGGCGUAUUACUAUUUUCGUGAAGUAGUCAAAGAGAUGUCUGAAGACAGUAAUGCCACACGAUGGCGACAGAAGGCAGCCCCUCAACAAGUGACGCUGUAAGUGCUGCAGAGGGCGUCCUUCACACUGAGCACAGACGGAUUUCGUGUGUGUAAUGUUGGACCCACUAGUAAGACAAACACCCUUUCCACAAAUAAAAACACUCACAUAAAGUUGCACAUAUUCAAACCUCACGUGAAAAAGGUGGGUUGUGCGCAGAGAUCACAUCAUAAAUUCCAAUUAUGGCAUUAAAAUCGAAACCAUCUGUGCGUAAAGGACGCAUUGCGCACCUUUCUUUCAUAGAUGUUGGCAUAUAAAAUAAAUUUGGCUCACAAAACUGAAUAUUAUAAUAUUCACAUGUAGGCUUAAAAUAAAUAACUCACCUGGGGCCUCAUGUAUCAACACUUGGGACUCAUACCAGAAACGAACGCACGCAAGGUCCGUCACGCUGAAAAAAAUCCGUAUGUAUCAAGGUGUGCGGGCGCUGAAAGCCACGUGUGUUUCCUCGAUAAAUCUCAAUCAGCUUGGAAUUGAGCGCAGAUGUCGGAGUGACCGGGCCCGCCCCCGUUACGCCCACCUAUAAAUAUGCAGAUUUAUUUAAAUAGGGUCUCCCUGUCCUCGCACGCAGACAAAAUGACAAGAAAAACUAAAUUUACGGCGUGCGAGGUGGAGGUGCUGGUGGUGGAGGUGGAGGAGUGACAGCGUGUUUUGUUUGGCAGCCUGUCCAGUGACGUCAGUGCAAAACGAAAACGCUUGGAGUGGGAGAAAGUUUGCGAGAGGGUUAAUGCGGUGGGUUCCGAGACACGCACCCCCGCAGAGAUUUUAAAAAAGUGGUCGGACCUCAAGGUGGAGGUCAAGCGGCAUACACCUGCCCUCCGGAGGAGUACCGGCCAGACAGGUGGGGUUCCGGGGGAGGAGACCCUCACACCGUUUGAGCAGCGGGUGGUGGCGAUUAUUAUUAUAGGGUAAGUGGCGUGUCACACAAAUGUCCACAUGCUUUGCCAUCCCACUGAGCAAAAGACGUAUAUUAGACGUCUAGUCUAAGUUUAUACUUCAUUUCAACGUCGGGAUUCAGUCUAUUUUUAGACGUGAUUUAUACUUUGCCCUUAACUUCAUUUUUCGAUAAGUUUUUAUGCAAUAAACAACUGUAAUGUGCAUAACUGACCUCGAAAUACUGGAUUACAUUACCUAUGAUACCGUGGAGAGAGAUGUAAACGCAACAGAUACACAGAAGCAGGAAUUGAAAUGAACAAAUAUUUUUAUUGUGUCACAGAAAUCAAUGUGUCGGCCGUGUCGCCGGCUUGCGGAACCCCGGCCCGCGGCAGCCCGUCCGCCGGCUCGGAGUCGUCGGCCAGGACCAGCGGCAUUUGGGCCACCCCGGCCCCCGGCCCCAGCCCCAGCACCAGCACCAGCACCAGCACCAGCACCAGCGCGCCGACAAGCGGUGGAGCGUCCACCAGCCGCGGCGCUUCCGCGACCACCCGGACGCAGUGGAAGGGUCCUCACGGAGGCGGUCCUGCAAUCGCAGGAAGGCUCGUAAAUGUCCUCGAGCGUCUGGUGGCGAAAAUAAAUUAAUUUGGCUCAUUGAACUGUGUAUUCACUUCUUACCCAUUCACGCUGUGGCAAUGAGAUUCUCCCGUGCGAGGACGGCGGCCCGGCAGGGAUCAGCUCGCAUCCCUCCGUCUGCAGCUGGUUCGUCAUGUGGGGCGACGUGCUGCUCGGCCACGGGAAUGUGGUGCACGCUUGUCACAUAGUGAGUCACCAAACACCGCCACACAGCGUCGCCAAAGUGCCGUCAACGCAAGUAUCGGCUCAACGCAAACUUCUACACCACCUACUCACUUUGCGUUGAUUAGCGUGGAACCGACGCUCGUGUCGCGAUGAUAAAUCUGGACGUGUGAGGUGAAGGUUUUCUGGCGCCGCCAGCGUUGAUACAUGAGGCCCCUGAUCACUGAAACAAAUCAUCUGUUCAGCCGCUGCAGCAGCAGCAGCAGCUGCAGCAGCACGGGGAGACGACACGGAGACAUGUCCAGGUCGAGCUGCGCGAGAAAUAAGAGGAGGAGGAAGACAGAAAAGGAGGGAGACGAAUUAAAUAUCUUGUUAACUUCAUCAUGUGUGUAUAUUUACUAGAUAUUUAAUUUAAAUUAAUGUGGUUUCAGCUGUGUUGAUUCGGUCAGGUUGUGUGUCCAAACGCGUGCCAAACGCGCUCAUCGGAUCAGAUAUAGAUCAGAAUAUAUUAAAAUAAAUCUAAAUGUAUGUGCUGACUUAGAUUAUUAGUUGUUGAUUAUUUAUUGCACUGAAAUGUGCCUGACACUGUGGAAACCUGCCGGUGAGGCAUCUGUGACGUAUGCCGAUAUGCCGUCAGUCUACCAAGAUACCACUAGACCAGCUGCGCUCUGCCUGCACUGAAAGCUGACCAGGUUUGAACCGCGAGCUUUUAGCACACUUUAUGUGCCACCGGUGAGCACAAAAAUGUCACUGCGGCAGCUGAUUCUGUUGACACCUCCUUCUGCCACGCCACCACGCCCAGCUUGGCGGACCUUGGUGCGCCUCAGUCUACGAAAAUACCAAACUGGCUGUAUGCCGGGCUCCGCCAGACAAAAAUACUAAUGCGUGGGGGCUGCCACCCUCCACCGCCUCACCGGCGGACACGAAAAUAGAGCCCUGAGUGUUUUUCAGGUCUGAUUAGACACUAGUGUUGAGAUGGCUGUCUGUCAUGAUAGCAUGUACUGAGUCUGGGCCAGUACCAGAUAAGCACAUUAAACUAUGAUCCAUAAUGACCGAGACCUAAUGGUGCUGUGACAGCAACGCUGUGAUUGAGUUUGAGACAGUGAAAAUACAUAUGGUAUGUUGUAUCUGAACAGGAUAGCUUACGAGCUAAAGUUACUUACUUACGUUAGCACAGAUGAAAGUUAAAACAAAGACGUUUAGCAAACUGAUAAAGCUCACAAACCAUCAUCAUAUGACAAAUCCGACGCUAUGACUCUCCACAAGUUGUCCGUUAGGUUGUUAUCUUUGUAAUGUUUGUGUUUUCAUCAAAAAGCACUCUGUUCUCCGACACGUAAACAAUCAGCCGGUCGGCCAUGUUGGAUAUACCAGUGAAUCAGAUGUUGCAACAACACGCAAUAUGAUUGGUCAGAAGUGUACACACAGUAUGCAAAACUUUAGGAAAAAAAAAAUGCUGCAAUAUCACAGGACAGGAAAACGUCGCUGAUGUGAACGCUUGUAUUGACAGGAUACGGGUUCGAAAAAAGAUAUUGACAUCCAAAAUAAUUGCACGUAAGAAACGGUCCCGGCGUGAAAGGACCUUAAAACCGGACAACUGAAGUGCAUGUAAACACUUUAGUCCUACUAUAUUCAGAGUUUGAGAACUCUGAUUAAAUUCGGAGAACUCUGAUCAAGACAGAUAAUGCGAUUGGAAUUCGAUUUUCUCUACCAUGUAACCAGCGUAGUUGGAGUAUGAUCGGACAAUGCAUGUGUGCGUGUGUGCCACGCCCCCGUAACCCCGGAACAAAAACAUCAUAGAAGAGGAGUAGAGUGUGUCUCAUCUGCAGAAAAAGUAACACGUCCAUCAUGUCGGACAAAAACAACGCUGUACGAUGCUCCAUCUGCUUGCUCCAAAAUGCCCAGCAGCAGUUGUAGACAAUUCUGACGUCUGACACCGACCUGUUGUUGUUGUUGACGGCUGUAUGGGGUCGGAAACAGUGCUGCUGAAAAGACACAUAUCUCCCCCUAGUUUUGGGGAGGAGGACACGUUCACGUCAAUAAUUUAAUUUUCUCAGCUGCAUGUAUUCGCCGACAAGUCCGAUUCAGCGGGAAAAAAAACAAAUUAUGAGCUUAGUCCGAAAAUAACUGUGCAUGUAAACAUACUGAGUGUGUUUCCUGUUUCAUGAUUGAGUUUCUAAACUGAACAUUAGUUUUAACUACUUUACUCUCUUUAUUGAUGUCAGCUCCGACAGAAGAAUAUAAAGCUUUUCUCUCUGACUGUAUGAACUAAAUGUUUUUAUACUUUGUCUGUCCGAAUCAAAUGUUGUAGGAUGGUGGAGCUCGCUCUGCUGACUGUAGACCCUCACUCUGUGAACCAGCAGACUCCUUGGUCCUGUUAAAGUGCUCAUUUAUGUCUGUUUUCUAAAGGGUCUUCUCAGCUGGAGACCAGUCUGGGUUUGAGUCUGAGAACAGAGGAAUAACAGAUUAAAACUCACUUUCACACAGAUUAACGUGUGCAGAAAAGACCAGCUCUCAUGUUUCUCUUUGGAGGUUCAGAGAGCAGUAAUAAAAGUAAAUUAUGAAAGAAGAGUGCGGGUCUGGAUCCAAGUCCAGUAUUUGGUCCAGCACAGAAUCAUUCUUGCUUCUUGGCCACAGUCUGACAUCUCCUUCGAUUCCUCUGAGCGCCAACAAUCACAGAUGAGUCCAGCUCUGCUCGGCCCGCUCUCUUAUCUCCAUUGAUUCGCUCACAGCUGCCAAUAUGGCUGCCUGAGGACGCCUGAGGUCCAGAUAAACUGACCCGAGUGCUGUCAGGACUCCAGGACUGAGUCACUACAGACCCAAACACCCCCAUUAAACCUGGAUACCCCCCCCUUUGAAAGGCUGAAUGUGAAUUUGUGUGUCAGCAGCUUCAUGUUCAGAUUCUAAGUCCUGGUUGACGAUCUGAUCUUCAGUUAAAAAAACUGAGCCGUCGAGGCAGAUUUGAAAAAAGUGUUGCACCCCCCCACACACAAACCCCUCCCCUCUGUUCUCCACCAUAACUUCCCCCUGAACCUGUAUCGCCCUCCCCACGACACACCCCCUCUGGCAGAGCAAGAAGCCAGCUGGCAGAAGAUCCUACGCUCGCUUCAAAUAGGAUUCACCAUGUCGGAUUUUUAGUGACUAGCGGCAGUAAACGCCAGCUCUGCUAGUGAACGCCAUCUGCAGCUGCCUGGAAAGCUACCGUGUUGACAUUACAGAGACUAAUAAGAGAUAUUUCUGUAACAUGUGCCACGAUAAAAGGCGAUAAAAAUGACCUGUUCAACAAAAACUCAGGCCCAAAUCUUGGCGGAGCUUUCUCCACCGCUAUAAAGAUGACCUGAUGUUUAUUCCAGUUAGAUUCCUCGCUUGGUCACAUGUCCUCUUCGUCUCUGCUCUUUCCUCUGUCAGCUUGCAUUUUCUUCCCACUUUUGGCGGUGGGGCAAGCAGAAGUGAUUUUUUUUGCGUCCUUCUCCAUCACAGCUCCUGUAGCUAAGCUGCUACGCUACUUUUAGCCGCUCAGAGCUCCGAAGAGGGCCGGAAGCGUGGGAGUGGACAAGACUACGGGAGAGGGGUGUAUCGAAUACAGCGAGGUGAUUGCAUGGAGAGGCGGAGCAGGAGAUUAGCCAAUAGGUGCAGUCCGGGACGGAUGGCUCCCAUUGGUCAAUGUUUUUGCAGCCCUGCACCGGCUAGGAUAAACAGAUUUUUUCCAUUCUUUUUUCUCUUCACUUUGUGGAGAUCGUACUAUAGGACCAUGAUCGCCAUAGAAACGAGGGUCAUAAUAUUUACCAAUCUCUACAAUCCAGGUCCACCAACAGAGAGCAGCUCUUCAUGACCUGAAGAUCUGAUUCUAAGUCUGAUUAUCAUACUGAAAUAUAAAGAGUUUAAUUCCACUCAGAGAUUUUCUUCAGGCGUUUCUAAUCACUGGAGGAUUUAAAAACAUACACACACACACAGAGUCAGAUUUCACUGAGACUUUAAGAACUCAGACAGAGGUUUCUGAGGUUAGGACUCUUUUCUUCAACAGACUGAACACCUGAAAACCUACAAACUAUGACCACGAAGUCUGAAGAUGGAUCCCCGCUUUAGUCCUGGAGACCUGAUGGUUGGACGAAAGGCAGCUGAGUGGAUCAACCUGUGGACCUGCAGAGUCACAGACCCACAUGGUGUAAACAUUUUGCCUGCCCCCAUCAUGAAAAUCCUGUUUCAGUCCUGCAGGAUGAAGUCCAACAUCAGACUCCUCUGUUGGUCACGUUGAGGACGGGUUAAUCUGUGCUGAAUUUAUCUGGAAUGCUCCGGCGUCCAGAAAAAAUGGAACUCAUGCGUACAGCUGAGGAGUCUGGCGAUCCCCAGAGGAACGAAAAGAAGUCAGUGGAAAUUGACACGUUAACUUGAAUAGUUACGAUCAGUUACGAUCGGAGGAUACAACCUUUUAGUAGACGUUCAGGAUGAGGUGGAAAUUGGGUAUUAAAGGUCAGGAGCAGGUCCAGCAAUAAAAAAUUGAAUUAUUGACCUGAACGUGUCCUCCUCCCCAAAACUAGGGGGCGAUAUGUGUCUUUUCAGCAGCACUGUUUCCGACCCCAUACAACUGUCAACAACAACAGCAGGUCCGUGUCAGACGUCAGAAGUGUUUACAACUGCUGCUGGGCAUUUUGGAGCAAGAAGAUGGAGCAUCGUACAGCGUUGUUUUUGUCCGACAUGAUGGACGGGCUACUUUUUCUGCAGAUGAGACGCACGCUACUCCUCUUCUCAGGUGUUUUUGUUCUAGGGUUACGGGGGCGUGGCGCACGUGCACAUGCAUUGUCUGAUCAUACUCCGACUACGCUGGUUACAUGGUAGAGAAAAUCGAAUUCCAAUCGCAUUAUCUGGGUGUCUUAAUCGGAGUUCUCCGACUCCGAUCAGAGUUCUCAAACUCCGACUGUAGUCGGACUAAGGUGUUAACAUGCACUUCAGUUGUCCGGUCUUAAUCGGAGUAAGGCGAUAAUUUGGUUUUCUCGAGUGUCAUUUCUCUGAGUGUCUGAGCAGAAUCACACAAACUCUGCUGGCCUCCUGCCCACUGUCUCCUCCUCCUCCUCCUCCUCUCUCUCUCUACCUGUGAUUUAUAGCUUUGUACAAUGAAAGGUGAAAGCCUCUAGAGCCAAAAUCCAGCAACCUGUGUGUGUGUGUGUGUCUGCUGAAGUAUCUUGUACAGCAUUUACAGCUUCUCAGAGAUCAGCACUUCUGUCCGUCUGUCUGCUUUUUCAUGUUCACGCUGGUUUAUUAAAGGUGUCGUCUCCAACAGCUCUGGUUCUGGAAGGUUCUGGAAACAGUCCCACAUAUUGAGUGUUUGUCCGAUCUCUUUAUGGACCUGUGGUGCUGCUCAGUUAUCUAAAGGAUCAGAACCAUCCUGCAGUUUAAUGGAAGUUUGAUAUCAGUCUGCAGAAAGCUCGGCUGGGAUUUUCCUCUAUCUAUCUAUCUAUCUAUCUAUCUGCGCUGUCACUCGUCUAGUUAAUUAGAUUAAUUUGGGAUUAGGUGUCCUUGUUCAGGUUAGUCUGAAUUUAUGGUUAAUAGUUAAUUUGUAGUCUGAGCUCAGUGUGCAAAAAUCUGGAUUUAAAAAAAGGUAUUAUUUCAGCCCUGACUGAUAUGUAUCCUGGAGUUUAUCCUGCUCUGCCUGUUUGCUGAUUUCCUCAUGUAGAGACACCAUGGACGUUAAAUAAUAGAAGUUUCUAGAGUUUAUCCUGCUCUGCCUGUUUGCUGAUGAUGUGAAUGUUUCCUCAUGUAGAGAUACCAUAGACUUUAAAUAAUAGAGGUUUCUGGAAGUUCUGUUCCGCCUUUUUGCUGAUGAUGUCACUGCGUUUCCUGCAGAUACGGUGACAUGGUUCCCAACACCAUCGCAGGAAAGAUCUUUGGUUCUAUCUGCUCACUGAGCGGCGUGCUGGUGAUCGCCCUCCCUGUGCCCGUCAUCGUGUCCAACUUCAGCCGGAUCUACCACCAGAACCAAAGAGCGGACAAGAUGAGAGCACAGCAGGUUUGAUUCCCAUAUUUUCAAAUAACCGUCAUCCACGUUAUCUCUGCUGGCUGUAGCACAGAGUUUAUCAGGUGAGAGCUGUUGGCCUCACAGACUGAGUGGAUAUUACAUUAAGUCAGAAUGUUAACUCGGGCUGGGCGAUAAAAUGAUAAUGACAUAUAUCGAAAAUAAAUUUCCCUCAAUAUCAAUAUAAAACAUGGUCAAUAUGCUUUUUGACAGUCGGCAUUCUGCCAUGUUUUGGUAGACUAUACGAAUAGCCUAUGAAAAGGGGAGUUUCUGCUUUGGGCUGAACCAAUCAUGUGCUGAAUUAGAACCAAGUGUCAAACAACUGUGUUGUAGCAGACAGCUGCUACACCCAACCAUAGCACUUUAACAGGUGAAGCCAAGAGUGGUUGGUGAGAAAAAAUGUAAAUGAGUGCUACCCCCGACAGAAAUGACGACGAAGGCUCAACAGAUGACCACAUCGUCGACAACACUGACACAAAAACGUCAAUGGUGUGGAGGUAUUUUGUUUUUUUGAGGUCGAACAUGAAGCAGAGUAAUGUGGACUGAUUCACCACUAUGCCGCAGAGCACGCGCAACACAAAAGGUUACAACGGUAACCUUUUGCCCAUGGCACCGGUGCAGCCGAAACAGACGAAUAUUCAGUCCACUUUCUCCAGAGCAACGCCUUAAGACAAAAUGUCAAAGAGACACAAAGACCUCACAGAUGCAGGAGAUUAUUGUAUUGGAAAAGACAUGCGACCAAUAAACACUGUUAAAUUUUAUUUUUUAUAUCGUGAUAUAUACAGAUACCGACUGACAUAAAAAAAAUAUUGUGAUAAACUUUUUCCUAUAUCGCCCAGCCCUAAUGUUAAACCAACAGCGUCACUUAACCCGUAACAGCGCGAUUGCACCUUUUACAGACGAAGUUUAGGAAAGAAAAAGUCAGUCAGUUAUCCGGUCCAGACAGUCAAUUUCAGAUUUGACCUUCCCAUCAUGCAUGACGAUCAUCAUCAGCAAUCCCAUCAAGAUUUCAGGACUUCAGCCGCAGGCCGCCAUCAUCUGCAGGCUAACCACGACUAAACACACCCGUUAGCUCCCACCCCUUUCUGCUCAGAUGAUGCUGAUUGGUCCUGUCAUGAAUAGAGCUCUGAGGGCUUCAGGUGUGUGUGUGUGUGUGUGCUGACGGCGCUGUUUCCUGUGUUUCUGUCCAAUAGAAAGUGCGUUUGGCUCGGAUCCGCAUGGCCAAGAAGGGAACAGCCAAUGCCUUCCUCCAGUACAAAGAAGACCGAUCAGUCGGGGUGAGACACACACACGUAAACACUCACACUAACACACACUAACACACACACUGGCAGUCAAGAGCUUCUCCCCCUCCAGCAGAGGGUUUGGGUUUCUGUUAUCAGUGAUGGAGAGAGAGAAAAACACAAAUCCAGACCUGAACGUGGACCGCUGUUUGGAGGAUUAUGAAGACGUUAAAGAAAAAAGGAGACCUGUUCAGAGGAUUAAAAGUGUCAAACCAGAUCCAAGAGUGUGAGGUACUAAAGGCAGAGACUCACACCUCCAGACGAUGGAUGGACGUGGAGCUGCUGGCUCAGCAGUUUGGAGCUCCACCAAAAAAAAAAAAAAAACAACAACUCCAUCAGCGAGAGUUUUCCCAUCAGACAGCUGGCAACCAGAGAAGAGAGAGCUGGAGCAGAUCUUCAUCGGAGGACAGGAUGGUGGGUUUACAGAUGGACAGGGAGGGAGGGACAGGUGAGUUCAGGGAAGUCCGAGUCGAGGGGCCUCAUUCAUCAAUCGUGCAUUCGUACAGAUGUGUUUUUAUAAUGAGUGCGUACGAACAUUUCCAUGCAAAGUCUGGGAUUUAUCAACCUGUACUUGUUCUUAGAAACGUGAAUAAAUUGAAGACCAACUCUGACCAUGUGUACACACAAACUCUAGUGGUAGAACAGUAAAACAGUUCAGCAAUCUCAAAUCUCAAACUUCACACAUGUUCUCUGUUCCCUCUGUACAAAAUUGAUCAAUUAGUUAUUGAUCAGACAUUUUGAAUGAUUGGAGUGACAAGCUAUAAAAUCAGCUGUGACAGGACAACCUCAGAAGACUGACAAGUACAAAUACAAGUAUCAUGGUUCUUUUAUGGACUUUUGGAGGACUUGGAGAAGCGUCUGCUCCUCCUCAGGGAGCGUGCUGAUCUGUUCAGUGAGAACACAGAGUGGAUUCUCAGCAGGUACCGCUUCCCCAAAAACAUUUGUAUGGAUUUAUGAUCCAUGAUUUACAACCCGUGUUGGAGCGAGAGACAAAACGCACCAAAGCCAUCCCAGUGACCAUCCAGCUCCUGUCCACCCUAACCCGAACAUUUCAGCCUGAGGUUGGAGACAUAUACGGCAUUUCACAGCCAACACUAAACAGGAUCAUGUCGGCAGAAUUGGAUGCAAUAAUUUCUCUGGACUCAACUUACAUUCAAUUCCCAAACAUACAUCAGCAACAAGCCGAAAUAAAAUGAGGAUUUCACGCCAUCGCCGGAUUCCCAAACAUAAUUGGAGCCAUAGAGUUCACCCACAUUGGAAUAAAAGCACCUUCGCACACUAAAUUCAGUUUAGUCAACAGGAAAGGAUUUCAUUCAAUCAAUGAUCAAUAAUCUGUGAUGCACAUAUGGAUCUGUUAAACGUUGUUGGAGGAAUGCACGACUCCAUUCUGUAAAACAGCUCUGUGAGUGUGCACCUCCAUGAUUUCAGCGAGGGGGAAAAAUCAUAGACUGUAUAUACUAUGGACAACUUGGUUCCGCCUACCGCCUGUAUACGGAUUUGAAGCCAAAUAGCUCUCGGUAUUUCCGGGAUUUUUCUUCAUUUCCUGAAACCAGCGCUGCGCAGUAGCGAUGUGCGCAUUCGGCCGCGCAGUCGCAGAGAGUCGCUGUGAUGACACUCGGCUUAAACAGCGUAUCCCCCGGGAGAGCUACACAAUCCCUGAACGCCCAUAGGCUGUAUCAGGUGUCAAUCAUAGAAAACACGAACCCUCUUAUAACUUUUAAAAAAGGAGCUUCACAGAAAAAAGAGGACUUGAGCACAAAGCACUCUUACAAUAACUACAUGUCAACAUCACAAGCGGGGGGGAGAAAAAAUUAUGUUCUGUGUAAUAAAUUUCUAAAGUUUGUCCACAGCCCCAUAAGCUUUGCUGACGGAGGCAGGAUUUAUGGCCUAUACUGCAGCCCAUCAACAGAGGGUGCUGUUCUCGGAGUGGCUUCACCCAGCGAGGAGGCAGACUCUGUCCAUUCUAUAUACAGUCUAUGGGAAAAAUCCAUUCAGGCAUUUUUAGAGGGGUUGUUGAUACCAUAUAUGGUCAAUUGGAGGCGUUUCUGAAUGUAAAUGACCCUAACCAUGAAUGAGCACGCUAGAAAAGAACAGGUGGGAUUUAUCAUCACAGAUUACUUAAUAGUGUGCGUACAACCGGUUUUUGCGUGUUUGAGAAAUACAGAUUUUUUUUUGGUCUUAUGCACAUUUGAAAUUGCAUUCCUACAACAGAAUUUAGAACCUUUUCUACGUACAGUUGAUAAAUGAGGACCCUGGGGUCCAUCAAACCAGCUGAGAGACUUCAGUCUUAGUGGUUUUCAGAGGACAACACACUAACUCAGUGUUUUAUCAGACACACACAGAUAUAUUGUUGAAGCCUAAUCCCUCUCUAGUGCUGAGCAGAAAGAAGGACGACUGCUGGAUUUAAAAAGAGCAUAAUAGGUGUAACGAAGAGGAGGAGGAGGAGGAGAAAGGAAGGGGGGAGAGCAGGAAAUACGUCAUCAAGAUGGCGCCCGGAUUAGGCGCCCUGGUGUUCUGGUGCUCGUUGUUUUGUCUGUUUUUGUGCGUUGUGCGUGUCAUCAUGCUCCUACACCCGUGAGGAGCUUCUAAACAUCAGAUCAACAACACCCACGGACAUUACACCAGUUUUUUUGGCAUCUGCUGCUGAACUGGUUCACUUUUUGGCCAAAAGAGUUAGACGUGGGCGAAGGGGAAAGCGAGCUGGGGUGCCUCUCCAAUGUCCACUCACUCAGCAACAAGAUGGAUGAGCUGGCACUGCUGAUGAAGAAGAAUAGAGACUUCCCCUCUUGUGUUCUGUGCUUCAUGGAGACGUGGCUAAACGCACAGACACUGGACUGCGCCAUCUAACUGGAGGGUUUUCAGCUCCUCUGCGCAGACAGAGAUCGUGUACUCUCCGGUGGGAAAACAAAAGGUGGAGGAGUCCAGUGUUGUUUUCGUCAGGCAGGACGAAAACUUAAAUGACGACGUCAGACCCCUUUUUUCCUUGCCGAAAAUGAGACUAAGACGAACGUCACCAAAGCUCUGUAAAGACUAAAAUGUGACGAAAAUUGUUUUCAUUUUCGUCAGACGAGAACGAGACGAGACUAAAUUGUUAUUAGGUGGACGAACAAAGUUUCAAAACAUGCUUUUUUUUGUCCUAACAGUCACGCCCCCAUCACAAACGCACCAAAAGCCUCGCUCGCGCACAGCUGCGCGCACACACUCAUACACAUACACAGAGCGGCAGGUGGACGAGGCGCGCACACACACACAACGUGGCGGCAGGCACAGCAGCGGUGCCCGGUGGCCGAAAAAAGAGGGAUGCUUUAUGGUCCUACUUCAGAUACAGUCCAAGUGACAAUAAAACACAAUGUCUUGUACGGGGACGGGGAGACGAGACAGACGACAGUUGUGGAGCCACAGCUUCCUCAUGCUGCGGCUUCAAACUGUCGGGAAAGAACACAACGAACCUCAAAAGGCACCUUUUCGAGAGACUAAAACUAGACUAAAACCUAUUGAGUUUUCUUCGGACUAAAACUAGACGAAAACUAUCAAGGAUAGAAAUGACUAAAAUGGGACUAAAACUAAGAAGCAUUUCGUCAAAAUGACUAAGACUAAAACUAAAUCUAAAAUGCCUGCCAAAAACAACACUGGAGGAGUCUGCUUCUACAUCAACAAUGCCUGGUGCUCCGACGUGACAGUGAUCUCCCAACACAUUUCACAAAUGUGCCAAGUACAGUUUUAGUAAGGAGGUGGCAAAGGCUAAAGCCAGAUACAACACAUGUCUGGAGCAAAGAUUCUCUGCCAACGACCCUGCCUCAGUGUGGAGGAGGUUGAAAGAGAUCACCAACUACAAGCCCAAAGCACCUUUUUAAAUGAAGACCUAAAACUAGCCAACGACCUGAACGACUUCUAGUCACGCUUCGAAGUCAUGGACUCACAUCCCCUCACCCCCCACUGAACUGGAAAUUCAACCACUCUGGUCCUCCCCCCUCCCCCCGCUGCCCUCUCAGUCCAUGAAGAGGAAGUAAACAGACAGUUUAAGUGGCUGAGUCCACACAAGGCUGCUGGACCGGACUGUGUCUCUCCUGCCACUCUGAGACACUGCGCUGAUGAGCUAGCUCCAGUCUUCACGGGGAUCUUCAACACCUCCCUGGAGUCAUGCCAUGUUCCAGCCUGUUUCAAGUCCUCCAUCAUUGUUCCCGUCCCCAAAAAACCUCACGUAACUGGACUUAAUGACUAUAGGCCAGUGGCUCUCACGUCUGUAGUCAUGAAGACCUUUAAACGCCUGGUUUUAUCCCACCUGAAGUCCAUCAUCGACCCCCUCCUGGACCCUCUGCAGUUUGCCUACAGAGCCAACUGGUCUGUAGAUGAUGCCAUAAACCUGGCUCUGCACUUCAUCCUGCAGCACCUGGACUCCCCAGGAUCCUACGCUAGGAUCCUGUUUGUGGACUUCAGCUCUGCAUUCAAUACCAUCCUUCCGGCUUUGCUCCAGAACAAGCUUUCCCUGCUCCAUGUGCCUGACUCCACCUGCAGGUGGAUCACAGACUUCCUGACGGACCGUAGUCAGUGUGUGCAGCUGGGGAGGAAUGUUUUGGACACUUGGGCUCUCAGCACAGGAUCUUCACAGGGCUGUGUACUUUCCCCUCUGCUUUUCUCCCUGUACACCAACUGCUUCACCUCCAGCCAUGAUUCCGUUAAGCUCAUGAAGUUUGCGGAUGACACCACCCUCAUCGGACUCAUUUCGGAUGGAGAUGAGUCUGCCUACAGGUUGAAGGUGGACCGGCUGGUGACCUGGUGCAGCAGCAACAACCUAGAGCUCAACACCCAGAAGACAGUGGAGAUGAUCGUGGACUUCAGGAAAGCCACAGCCCCCCUGCCCUCCCUCGACCUCACCGACUCCCCCAUCACCACUGUGGACUGCUACCGCUUCCUUGGCACCACCAUCACCCAGGACCUCAAGUGGGAGCCAACCAUCAGCUCCCUCAUCAAGAAGGCCCAGCAGAGGAUGUACUUCCUACUGCAGCUGAGGAAAGCCAAGCUGCAGGUCCAGCUGAUGGUGCAGUUCUACACGGCCAUCAUCGAGUCCAUCCUCAGUUCCUCCAUCACGGUGUGGUACGCCAGGGCCACUGCCAGGGACAGACACAGACUGCAGCGCAUUGUGGGCUCUGCUGAGAAGGUGAUCGGCUGUAGCCUUCCAUCUCUCCAUGACCUGUACGUCUCCAGGACUCGGGGCCAAGCAGGUCGGAUAGCAGCUGACCCUUCUCACCACGGACUAUUUGAGACACUCCCCUCAGGCAGGAGGCUACGGUCCAUUCAGACCAGAACCUCCCGCCAUAAGAACAGUUUCUUCCCCUCUGCCGUUGGACUCAUGAACACUUUAUAACUCAGUCACUUUAACUCAGUCACUUUAUCACUGGUCACUUUAGUUUAAUGCACCUUGGUUUUUUAAUUGCACUCCUCCCACUGCACUGUUGUUCUGUAUUGUGUAGUUGUACAUAGCCUGUUAUACUUACUGUACAUAGCAUUGUACAUAGCUUUUUAUACUUUUAUACUUUAUAUAUGUCCUGCAUGCGCUUAUUAUUUUCUAUUCUAGUAUUUUAUAUAUUAUUUUCUUUUUUAAUGUUGCACCAUCACGCCAUAAAAAAUUCCUGUUCAUUGACAAUGGCAUUAAAACCCCUUCUGAUUCUGAGGAGAAGGGAAAGGAGAACAUUAAACGAUGAGGAAAAGGAGGGGAGCAGAAAUGGAGGAAAGAAAGAGGACGCACAAGAGGAGGCUUUGUGUGAGGAGAAGGAUGGAGGAAGAAGAGAAGGAGAAGAAGAAGAGAGAUUAGCCUGGUGAAGAAAAGAGAGGAAGGUGGAGGGAUAAUGAAGAAGAGGAAGACCUGAGGAUUAUUUCAGGAGGACCGGCCGUCAGCUAAGCCGUCUGAAAAUAAAUCGGAGCUUUGUUGAACUGAAGGAGGAUUUCUCAGACAGAACCAGCUCAGAUAUUCACCCCUCAGUACUGACCCGGAUCACAGACACACAUCCGGGUCCAGGGGCCAAACUCAGGUCCAGACUCAGGGGCCCAGGGAGAUUAACGCUCACCAAUUCAAACCUGGUCAGCCUUCAGUGCAGGCCACAGCUGGUCUAGUGGUAUUUUGGUAGACCGUCGGUGUAUCGGCAUACGUCACCGAUGCCUCACCGGCAGGUUUCCACAGUGUCAGGCACAUUUCAGUGCAAUAAAUAAUCAUCAACAACUAAUAAUCUGUGUCAGCACAUACAUUUAGAUCUAUAUAGAUAUAUUCUGAUCUAUAUCUGAUCUUAUGAUCAUGUUUGGCACACAUUUUGACACACAACCUGACCGAAUCAACACAGCUGAAACCGCAUUAAAUUAAAUUAAAUAUCUAGUAAAAAAACACACAUGAUGAAGUGAACAAGAUAUUUAAUUCGUCUCCCUCCUUUUCUAUCUUCCUCUUCCUCUUGUUUCUCGCGCAGCGCAACCUGGACAUGUCUCCGUGUCCUCUCUCUGUCCUGCUGCAGCUGCUGCUGCGGCGGCUGAACAGAUGAUUUGUUUCAGUGAUCAGAUGAGCUUUUUACUUUAAGCCUACAUACGAAUAUUAUAAUAUUCAGUUGCGUGAGCCAAAUUUAUUUUAUAUGCCAACAUCUAUGAAAGAAAGAGCCAGGCCAUGGAGCGCAAUGCGUCAUUUACGCACAGAUGGUUCCGAUUUUAAUGCCAUAAUUGGAAUCUAUGAUGUGAUCUCUGAGCACAACCCACCUUUGUCACAUGAGGUUUAUUUAUGCAACUUUAUGUGAGUGUCUUUAUUUGUGGAAAAGGGUGUUUGUCUUACUAGUGGAUCCAACAUUACACACACCAAAUCCAUCUGUGCUUAUAUGAGAGAGUGUGAAGGACGCCCUCUGCAGCGUUUACAGCGACACUUGUUGAGGAGCUGUCUUUUGUCGCCAUCGUGUGGCAUUUCUGUCUUCAGACAUCUCUUGAUCUCUUUGACUACUUCACGAAAAUAGUAAUACGCCUCGCUGGUGGUGGAUUUAAAUGCAAGGAGAGGAGCGGAUGUUGUUGGUCAAUACAGGUCUCGGCUGUGUUAAACCCACUCCACGCCCUCUCUCCUCACUCGCUACGACUUACGCCACUGGGAGGAGCUGAGUUAGGGAGGGGGGAUACUCACACUGGGCUGCGCCGCUCACCAAAAUACCAAAUUGUGCUUGGGAAUGCCUUGUUGGCGCGGCGGACCUGACUUACGCCGCGCCUGUGCCACGUCUCCGGCAAAGCACGAAAAUAGAGCCCAAGAUGUUCCUUUAAUAGUCCCACAAUGGGAAUUUCCAAUCUUUCAGCAGCAUAGUAUAGAUACAAAAAGACAAUGGAUUUAUCAAAAAUAAAAGCGUCACUUUCAUCUAAUGGAUUAGUUUAAACUUUUCUGAGUUUGAUUGGUCGUUACUUUCCGAAUAAAGAAGUUCAGUUUGAUCUGAAUUUGUGUGUGUGUGUGUGUGUGUGUGUGUGUGUGUGUGUCUGUGUGUCUAUGUGUCUAUGUGUCUAGGACCGGCAGAGCAACAGCACGGCUCUGUGUGUGAAGAACAGAUCAGCGUUUGAGCACCAACAUCAUCACCUGCUGCACUGUCUGGAGAAAACGACGGUGAGAAACACAGAAACAGAUCAUAUGGAAAGAGUCUACUGAUCAUGGAGGAACUAUAGAUAUAUGUAGAUAUAUAUGUAGAUAUAGAAGUUUAGCUCACAUGGGAAACAGUAUAACCAAACUUCAUUCUAAAAACAAGUAUUUUUAAUGUUUUUAUGAGGUUAAUUUAUGAUGAAGUGAGGAGGUGUUUUUUGGGCAGUAGAGAGACCAAUUUUCACCAUCCACCAAUUCCUACCGGAAUACGAUCCUCCUGAAACACGCAGUGUUUUACUUUGAAAAGAAGCUGGAUGUUUUAUUUUGUGUCUGUGCCCGCAUCCUUUCCAGCACAAGUUAAUCUGUGCUGAAUUUAUCCGGCAUGCUCCUGUGUCUGGAAAAAAGAGAACUCUUGCGAUCAGUUGUGGAGUCUGGCGAUCUGCAGAGGAACUCAAAGAAGCCAGUGGAAAUUGACACGUUAACUUGGAAUGAUUACGAUCAGCUACGAUCAGAGGAUACAACCUUUUUGUAGACGUUCAGGAUGUGGUGGAAAUUGAGGGUUGGAGUCUAAAUACAAAGUUACAGUGAAUCUGAGACUCAGGCUCUCUGCUGCUGAAAGAGGUCAUCAAACCGGGACCUGGUCAGCCCCUGAGAGCUGGAACCAGCAGGAAAGGUCUCAGUUUGGUCAGAUAGUGGUUUUCUUUUUGUCCUGAACACAUUUAUUUGACCUUGUUUUAGUGUCUUCAUCCUCGUUUAACCUCCUCCGACUCUCCCUCACAGUGAUUCAGUCUCUCUUGCAGAGUAAAUAUGGAUGCUUACGGUUUAGGAUGUCCGAGUUUGUAGGCGUCUGUCUGACUUUUCUCUUUCUUCACAGAAUCACGAGUUUACAAACGAGGUGAACUACAGCGAGCUGUGUAUGACCGAGUCAGUCGGCUUCAGGACUAGCCGCAGCACCUCCCUGUCCAGCCAGCAGGGGGCGCAGAACAACUCCACCGGCUGCUGCCCUCGUCGGGCCAGAAGAAGAGCAGCCAUGAGACUGGCUAACUCCACGGUGUCUGUCAGCCGGGGGAGCGUCCAGGAGCUGGACACCCUGCAUGUCAAAACCACCUGUAUACCACCACAAACGUAAAGAGGACCUUUAAUUUUACAACAUGAGCAAAAAAAAAAAAAGAAACACAGCAUGACCUUUAAAUGACAUUCAAAUGACCUUUUAUAUAAAAACUGAGUUUUACUGAAAAGAAAGAGAGAGAGGGACAAAUGUAGAAAACUGAGGAACACCAGUAGGACAUGAAGGGGAAGGGGUCUGUGAACAGGUCUACAGGCCACGCUCCCUCAGACCUUAAAUGGUCAGGUGUGUGACCAGCCUAAAUAGCGAUAAUUGAUCAGAUGAUUGAUCAUUGUAGAUAAAGAGGAUUAAAAAUGUCAAAUAUCUGCUUUAGACAGAGACUGAUCUUUAUUUCAGGGGAUGGUGGUGGUGCUCAUGGGAAAUGUAGUCUUCACUGGAAAAACCCUUAAGACUUAAUCCUAAAGGUUCUACCAGAAUCCACUUUACAUGGAGAAACACUUUAAAGGGACGUUAACCCUCGGUUCCUGUUAAUUUGAAACUUCAUCCAGCCUACUCUGUCCUCAAAACAGACAUGAAGAUAAGUGUUGAUAAAAUUAUCAUUUUUUAAACUUUUUAAAAAACUUUUUUGACUCAAAUCUCUUGAACAACUUCAGCCCUGACUAUUAAAAAAAGUAAUAAAUGCAAAAUUCGAUGUUACACCCUUUUUAUUCCAGUUUUUGUGCGCCAUGUCAUAUUUAUUGAUUAAGUUUUCGUUCUAAACAGCUGAGUCUGUUGGAGCAGAAAAACAUGUCAAUUUCAUCUCCUUUUCACAAGCCUUGUCCUCUACCAAAUUAAAUGUGAUCAAAUUCAUUUGUUCAUGUUAAAUUAAUUUUAUAUAUAGGUAUGUACAAUCAGAAGAUAUACAGAAAUUAUUCAUACCCCUGGCAAAUUUUGACUUAAAGUUACUUUUAUUCAACCAGCAAGUUUUUUAUUAACUGGUAAUGACACAGGCAUCUCCCAGAAGAUAAUAAGAUGAUGUACAAUAGGAAUCAUUGUGGAAAGAAAUAUUCCAAAGCUUUUAUUUACAUUUGAACGAAAAGUGGCAUGUCCAAAAUUAUUCAUACCCUUCUCAAUAAUCAAUGGAAAAGCCUUUAUUGGCUAUUACAGCAACAAGCACUUCUUAUAUUUCCUGACCAGCUUUUUGCAUGUCUCCACUGGUAUUUUCGCUCAUUCAUCUUUAGCGAGGAGCUCCAACUCUUUCAGGUUGGAGGGCCUCCUUGCCAUCACCCUGAUCUUAAGCUCCCUCCACAGAUUCUCUAUUGGAUUCAAGUCAGGACUCUGGCUGGGUCACUGCAAAACGUUCAUGUUUUUGUCUGCUAACCACUUCUUUACUACUUUUGCUGCUGUGUGUUUUGGGUCGUUGUCAUGCUGAAAUGUCCACUGGAGCCCAAGGCCAAGUUUCUCUGCAGACUGCUUGAUGUUGUUGUUGAGAAUCUUGAUGUAUUGUUUCUUUUUUCAGGGUGCCAUUUACUGUGAUUAGGUUCCCUGGUCCAUUGGCUGAAAAACACCCCCAAAGCAUUAGGUUCCCACCACCAUGUUUGACAGUGGGGAUUGUGUUCUUAGGGUUGAAGGCUUCUCCUUUUUUACGCCAAAUGAAGGCUACAUCAUUGUGGCCAAACAAGUCCAUUUUUGUUUCAUCUGACCACAAAACAGAAGACCAGAAGUCUUCUUCUUUGUCCAGAUGAGCUUUUGCAAAGGCCAAGUGGGCUUUUGUGUGCGUCCUCCUCAGUCUGCGUCCGUAGAACCCAGCAGUGUGCAGUGUCCGUUGGACUGUACACCUUGAGAUGUUGCCACAGCAGAGCCCAGAUUCACCAGGAUGGCCUUGGCGGUGAUCCUUGGAUUCUUUUUCACCUCUCUCACUAUCCUCCUGGCCAGCACAGGUGUCACUUUAGGCUUCCGACCACGUCCUCUGAGAUUUUUCACAGUGCAGAAUGUCUUGCAUUUUUUAAUAACACUUUGCACUGUAGCCACUGGAACUUGAAAACAUUUAGAUAUGGCCUUAUAGCCCUUUCCUGACUUGUGAACAGCCACAAUGUGCAGCCGCGGGUCCUCAGUGAGCUCCUUUGUCUUAGUCAUGACUGUCCAAAACCCAACUGCAGAGAGCUGUUUUUCACCUGUUGAGUUGAUUAAAACAGCUGUUCCCAAUGAAUCAGGGUAAUUAGGAUGCUUUAGAACAGCUUGGACUAUUUGGAAUGGUAUAGAACUUUGGAUUCUCCCAUAGACUGUGACAGUUUGCAAAGGGUAUGAAUAAUUCUGGACAUGCCACUUUUCGUUCAAAUGUACAUAAAGCUUUGAAAUAUUUCUUUUCACAAUGAUGCCUCUUUUACAUCAUCUUAUUAUCUUCUGGGAGAUGCCUGUGUCAUUUCCAGUUAAUAAAAAACUUGCUGGUUGAAUAAAAGUAACUUUAAGUCAAAAUUUGCCAGGGGUAUGAAAAAUUUUGGGCUUGACUGUAUGUAAGAUAGGAAUCAUUUACAAGUGGUUAUCCACCUCUAACAGAAAUAUGACCAUGAUAACACUGAUUACACGCAUAUAGAAAAUAACUGCAUAUUUGAGAAGUGAUAUCUUCUCACCUAAUGAUCUGAAGGACCUGUUCAUCCUCAUGCAUGUCCAUCCACUUGCUCUGAAGUGAGGGCAAAGUUAAAAUUGUCCAAAUGGCCCCCUCUCUUUGUCUCACACUGCAGAACUUGGACGUCGGAUUUUCGACUGUAAAAACUCCGCUCACAGAAUGCUUGGUAAUAAACAUGGACGCAGAUUCGCACCUGUGCACACACAAAUUUAGAGCCCUGUUGAUCGACUGACUGCAAAAAAAAGGUUGUAAUAUGUUGCUAUGGUGCCAUAAACACACGGUCAAAAAAACAUAUUUUUUUUAAUGGAAGUCUAUUGUCCGAUUUGUGGACAAAGGAAGGUGGAUGGAGCAUAAAAUUUGGCAACGGAGAACUACAGGUGGCACAGAGUUUGUUUGUUUUUUAAUAUAAAGAAAAAUAAGGAACUCUCACCAAAUUCGAUGCCCCAAUCUUUAAAAAUGUGACUGUCAGCUCGAAAUAAAGAGGAAAAAAAUGACAAGGGUUAAAGGACCUCAACAGGACACGAACCUGGGACUCAAAUUUUAAAUUCAAGGACUUUUUUCUUUUUAAGGUAGACCGACGCUUCCUGUCUGCUCUGGUUCUCUGUAACCCUAAAUCUGGUUUCUCGUGUCCCCUCUCUCCUCAGCCGGUCCAGUCUGAAUGCCCAAGCGGGGGACCUGAAGCUGAACUGCGGGGAACAGGACUUCACCGCCGCCAUCAUCAGCAUCCCCACGCCGCCCGCCAACACCCCCGAUGAGAGCCUCCCCCCUUCGCCCGCCCCCAUCCCCGGCAUCCUCCGCAACACCCGGGCCACCGCCUACACCUCGGACACCGUCAAAAUCUCCUCCUUAUAA